GCUCCAGUUGCUGUGAGGGCGGAGGGAGCGCGGGGCUGGCGAGUCAUUGGCGGCGGUGGCGGACGGAGCAGGGGGAGCGAGGCCCCGGCUUGUCCUGAGUGCGAGGCCGAGCAGGACGUGCUGGAGGCCGGGGAGGGGCGGCCCGGGCCCCGCUGGAGGUGUUCGGCUCCCGGGCGGAGAGCGCGGAUAGUCACCGGCCUUCUCCAUGUUUUCUCCCAGCCAGGAGGAGCACUGCGCCCCCAACAAGGAGCCCGUCAAAUACGGAGAGCUGGUGGUCAUGGGGUGAGUCCGGGCAGCGGGGCCGCAGGGAGGGAGACCGACACAGGGGGGGCCCUGCCGGGCCUGAACCACAUAUACUGAGACUGACUGACAGACCGACACAGGGGGGCCCUGACAUGGGGGGCAAUGCUGGGCCUGAACCACAUAUACUGAGACUGACUGACUGACCGAGGGGGGCCCUGCCGGGCCGGAGACUGACUGACUGACCGAGGGGGGCCCUGACAUGGGGGGCAAUGCUGGGCCUGAACCACAUAUACUGAGACUGACUGACGACACGGGGGCCUGCCGGGCCGGAGACUGACUGACUGACUGACCGAGGGGGGCCCUGAGAUACAGACUGAGCCAGAUACACAACACAUACUGCACACAGCCAUUCAGGGGGCACUGACUGAGGGGGGCAAUGCCAGGCCUGAGACCGAGGGGGAGACUGAGCCUGCAGGGGGCACUUCCUGACUGGGGAGACUGGACACAGACUGCACAUACAGGGGCACUGACUGAGGAGGCAAUGCCAGGCCUGAGACUGAGGGGAGACUGAGCCUGCAGGGGGCACUGACUGGGGGAGACUGAGACACAGACUGCACAUACAGGGGCACACUGACUGAGGGGGGCAAUGCCAGGGCCUGAGACUGAGGGGAGACUGAGCCUGCAGGGGGCACUGACUGGGGGACUGAGACACAGACUGCACAUACAGGUGGCACUGACUGAGUGGGGCAAUGCCAGGCCUGGGGCAGACCUGCAGGGGGCAAUUGACUGUGUGUGUGUGGGGGGUGUCUGAGCCUUCUGGGGGCACUGACCACCAUGGGCAUUAAAUACUACCUGAGGGGCCAGUGCUGGGCAUGAGAUACAGACUGAGCCACAUAGACUGCAGGGGGCAUUCACUGAGGGGUGCAAUGCCAGAACUGAGCCACAUAGACAACACAGCCUGCAGGGGGCACUGACUGAGGGUGGGCAAUGCAAGAACUGAGCCACAUACAACACACAGACCGCAGGGGGCACUGACUGAGGGUGGGCAAUGUGGGCCUAAGACACAUAUACUGAGACAGACUGAACCACAUACAACACACAACCUGCAGGGGGGCAUUGACAGCAAUUCAGCUGGGGGCUUAAUACACACCUGGCUUGGAGAAUUUCUUUAAUUCUGCUUUUUUUGGCCUAAAAUUAGUGAUUCAGUUUGAAUUCUGCACAAUUCUCACUCGAGUGAAUAAACUUGCAUGUGGUGGGAAAGGCCUUGGCUGCUGCAGAAACUCUUGUGAAGCUCCACCUAGUAAAGUGUUGAUGGUCCUUGUCAGGGAUGUAUAACCUUUUACACCUCAUCUAUCUGGAUUAUGCUUCCUGUGAUGUUCCGUCAGAUAUCCAGGUAUCUGUAAGGCUUUAUGUCUGUGUCGAAGGUAAAUUGUUACUAUUAAUAAUGAUAUUUACAUAGCACUAAUAGUGAGCUGUGCAAUCGAGAUGUAAAAGCAAUGAAUAAAUGACAAGUUAUGGUGACCAAGAUACAAUGGGAGAACCCAAACAAAUCGUAUUGGUGGGCCACCAUUUUGCCAUAGUGGCCUAGCCCUAGACCCACUCAUUUCUACUGAUUACAGGAUAAACCAGCCGUUUGCUAAGCUGUCAUUUUAACUCCCCGAGAACCACAAUGGACUGGCAUUAAAAUCCUUUCUGGCUAUCAAUGAUUUUAUUUAAGACAACAAUGAUGCUAUACUACAGCAGCAUGCGUCCGUGACGUGACAGCAAGGUGACGAUAAAGAACAGUGUGUUCAGGUUGAUGUAGGUCUUGUAGAGGCCCCAAUAUUACUGUCGCUGACAACCAAGAGAGCUAUGUCGAUCUCUCUGCUCUCCUAUUGUGGGAUUGUCUAAUCCCAAUUCAUUUUGAAAGUCAACACUUCCUGUCUGCAAACUGAAAAUCACAAACAUCUGGAUAUAUUUUCUGACUGUAUUGUGUGUGUGGUGUAUACACACGCAACACACACACACUCUACAGUCAGAAAAUAUACAUAUGUAUGGAUAGCUCUCUGUAUCUUGAGAAUGCCCACGGAGGGGCCUGAACAUUGUAACAAUUGCGUUAAAUAGCUAGUUAAAAGAAUGAUUUCUGUUUGGAUAAAAGUCGUGAGAGUGCUCCUAUUUAUUUUUUAAUAUGCAUUGAGCGUUGGAAGCCGCAAGGCAUUUGGAUGUAAGAGAGUGUACUGGUAAUUGAUGUUUAGUUUAUGUAUUUGUUGUUGUUUUUGUUUUAUCAUUUGAAUCCUUAAUUGGGGUCUAUAAAGAUGCAUUUUACUUUCAUUUUUCUGUCCUCAAAUGCCAGUUCAAGUGAUGGAGAUAGUCUUACAGCAGCGUGAAAAGACUCUGUGGACAUAUUAUUAUUUAUACUAAAUGUAUACGUUCAGGGCUCACAAUUUCCACUUCCCACUGGCAAGAAGACUCUCUAGGCUUGCAUUGGCACUGGCUAGUGGCAAAGGACGGGAAAGUUUAAGCUCUGUAUGUUAGUAUUUCAAUCGUUUAAUGUGUAUAUAAAUGUCUUUGUGUGUGUGUGUGUGUAUAUAUAUUUAUUCGUCUCAUACCUGACCUGGCACAGUCUAAACACGUGAUGCAAAUAUUGCUCCCAUGAUGCAAUGCACAUAUGGCAUUACGGAAGGAAUGUCUGAGCAUGCUUGUGCUUGUAUGGCACUUCCUAACCAAAUGCCAGAACAAGUGAUGGAGAUGGGAGCUGCAUAGGUAAGGCUGUUUUCAUCACCCCACUAAGUUCUUCCAUAGUAUAGUAAGAGAGAACGGCCAGAAAGUGAAAUAUAUAUAUUUGGAAAUUAGUGGUUUUGUUUAGGUCUUUGCUGUGUUUGUAGCGUUUGCCAAAAAAUCCCAAAAACAUUGGGUUCAAAGUUAUCUUGUUUUUUGGUCCAAUAGAAAAUGUGCAUAUGAGAUUUGAUACAGAACAAAAUGUAGCACAUUAUUCAAAAUUAAAGGAUUUGGUCAGCCUAGUUUUGAGAUGGUGGACCUCAAGUUUAGUUGCCUUUUUGUGGUAUCCCUGAUUCUUAUUUUGAAAUGUUUUUUUAAAAUGUAUUCUCAGUAUAGUUUUUUUUUAAAUUUAUUUUUGGUGUAUAUUAGGUGGGGUCAGUUAUUUAAUAAUUUGGAAUUUUAAUGCACUUUUUUUGGUACAUUACAUUAAAUGGUGAUAGUAACACCUGCCUAAAUAGUUUACUGUAAUUGUGAUGUAGAUACAUGUAUUCCCCAUGCACAGUUGUAAGUCACAAAUGUUAUUCUUCAGCAGUUGAAGAUUUUAGAAGUUGGGCAUAUUUUGUAAUGCAGAGUCAUGUGUCAUAGAAAGAAUUAUGCAUGAUGUGGUGCAAACAAUAUGUAAAUUCUGUCAAUGGAACAGCUUUAACUGAAGUUUUGUAAAACAGUACUGACUUUAGAAGAGUUGAUUUGACAAACUUUACAGUGAUGUAUGUUGGAAUGCUAAAUGUAUGUUUGUUUUAUUGUUUAUUUGUAAAUACUGCAUUUAUGUUGGUGUAUUAGAAAGUUAUGCUCUUUUUAUGAUUGUUUAUUUGUAAAUACAAAAUGCUCCCACAGGCAUUGUGUCAACUUUAGAAAAUAUUAAUCUUUUGUUCAUGUGUUCUAUCAGUAGAUCACAAGACUGCUUUGUACAUGUUAUUGGUGCAGAACCAGAACAAAUAAAGGCUUUUCCCGCUGUGGAAAAUGUUUUUUCUGUAUUGCUGUCCUGUACUUUAUCAUUAAGUUUUUAAAUCACAUGUUAGGCUUCUGUACACAAUUGUAUUUAUUUCUGCUUUGGUUGCAUCUAUGCAUUUGGUUUGCAAUGCUUGUUACAGCAUGCUGUGAAUUGUUACCCCUUGGCUGCCAAGUAGACGUCAGUGCACAACAGGCAGUAAAGCUUUCAUGUCCUAAUGUAAGUUAUCAUCCCUAAAAUAUUUUUGUAACAAAAUUUGGCACAGAGGUGAUACAGUUUGACACUUCUGGUAUAUAGAGGCUUAUUUACUUAACAUUGAAUACAGGAUUGCAAACGUUAAGACAAACUAGCUGUACAGGGUUUAUUCACUAAGAGGAGAAUUGUCAAGAGUUCAGAAUUCAGAGUGAAUUUCAAUUUAUAAUCAAAAUAGCUGGAAGAUUUCACAUUUAAAAUCUGAGAAUUCCCACUUUAGUGAUUAUUGAAGAAGUUCCAUAGUGUUCUAUGCAUAUGAUUUCUGUUAACGGUCUGUGCUUGAGCCCAGUCCCAGAAUUCCCAGCUGAAGAGGAUACAUUUCAAAUAAAGUUGUUUCAGUGUCUGGACGCAGGGGGUGGGAAUUUAACACUAAUCUCUUGUUGACACUGUAAAGGAUAACCUGCAUUUAAGAACCAGAUAAGCCUGAUGCUAUGUCUUUCUGUCCAGGCAAGAAGCUGCUUCCACACAUUAGCAGAUUUUUAGUUGUUUACAUUUUGUUGUGAAGCCUGCAGAAGGAUAUCCUCUUGCUGCCUCUGGCAUAUAUGACUGAUUUUUGCUUUUUUUUAUGUUUCCUUGCACCCUCACUCCCUCACCAGACCUGUAGUCCUCAUGUAGCCUUCAUUGUGAUUUUAUUUUUAUUUUUUUUGGUUUUUUUUUUUUUCCUGUGUAUUCCUUAACUUUAAUAGACUUUAUAUGGUUCUCGUUCGUUACUCUGUGAUUUUUAAAGUACCCACAAAGAUAUUACAUUUCACCUAUAUGUUGUCCUAGCAGAAUCCUUAGUGAAUGUAUAAACUGGCUGAAAAAACGAUUUAAAAUCCAUCCCACUGGUGUGGGAAAAACCUAUUUAAAAUCCAUCCCACCGGUUUGUCAACAAAUUCUUUGGCAAUGAAGCCACUGUGUCGGUGUCACAGAGGACGAUUGCUCUGUUUGGGAAAGUGUCCACAAGCAGGACAAAUAAAUUUUAGAGCCGGCUGGCACUGGAACAAAAGUAAUAUAUCUACAAAGCCUACAGUGAAUGUAUCAUUGAUCUCUAUAAAUUAUCUAAUGGGGGGUCGAAACAAAUAAGCCUGUCAUUACAAAUUACCUGCCUGGAUCAACUAGAGAUUUCUCACACUGAAAUUAAACCGUUAUCUGUUUGUUUGGUAACUUGAUGAACCAACUUCAUCUUAAUGAAUCCAUUAGAGCUGAGACGGGACUUGAUUACUAUUUUAAUAACAUACAUAACAAUGCUUAAUAUAAAAACAAACAUAAAAGAAAUAUUCAAAGUAAAACAAUACUGGGUAUACAUUUCCAGUUAGGGUAUUGUUAAUCCUCUGAAAUUAAGCUCUGAUUUCUUUCCAGUUUAAUAUAGACUAUUAUUACUUUGUCUCUCUGCACUCCCUGAUCCGGUCACAGGGCAGUGACGCUCACUGCUUCCAGGUUUUAGGAUUCCUUAUCAAUCAUUUCGUUCCUAAAAAUAUACAAAACACUGUAGAGCAAACGAAUGUCCAAUGCCACAAGGGUUUUAUAAUGUCAUUCAUCAUGAUCUGUCACAUGUAUAAGUACCAAAUAAAAGUAAGUCAGUCAUUUCUGUUGGUUGCUUGACUCCAUCUUAUGUUGCAAUGUAGUCCUGGCAUGUGUGUUUGUUCAUUUGGUAGGAAGUAAACCCCAGCCAGAUAUAUAUUUAUAGGAUGAGAUCAGACACCAUUGGCCAGAAUGAAGGAUCCUGGUUUGUGAGUUCACUCCUGGUCAUGGGAGAAUCUGCCUGCUACUGAUUAUUACAGGGUUAUUAACUAAAGUGAGAAUUCCUACAGAGUUAUGAACUAAAAUGUGAAUUCAACAUACCGGUAAAUAUCAAAUUUAAGACGAAGAAAAAAGCUGAACUGGAAAAAUUAUUCUGGUUAACUAUGCUUCCAGUUUGGCUACUUUGGCCUUAACUUUGAAAUUAACUCUGAAUUCUCAAUUUAGUAAAUAACCUUGUUUACGUUCAUUAGGUAAAAUGCAGUUUUUGUAAAAUCCAUAAUGAUAUUAAAUUGGAGGUGAUCGCAUGGGAAUUUAAUGAUGUUGCCCAAGCCGUAAGUUCGAUGACACAAGGCAAGCAUGGACACAAUACAGAUCUGAAAAGCUAAAAAUAUAAAUAAAAUAAAUGUCAUGUUACAUUUACCACACAAACUUCUACAUUUAACUUUUCUAUAACCAAUGAUUUAAUGACAGUUUAUCUAAAGCAGGUGGGUGGACCAGAGUAGAGUUACGUGUUUUCCUAUAUGCGUAAUUGCCUGUACCAUAUUUUAUAUAUCGUGUUUUAAUAUGCCGUAUCAGAGGACCUUGUGCACUGUAUUUUUCUUUAUUUUAGAUAUAUACACUUUGUGAUUAGUACAGGCUGUCCUCACUUAACGACCUAAUUGUUUUAUGAUGGCUCACACUUAUGACCAGCUCUCUAGCGUGGGGAUUUAAGGGAUUCCCCACGUUCGAGAGCUGGUUUAGUUCAGGGAAUUUUCCCUGAACACAGAUUAGAGGGAUUACCAGCUCUGCCGCGCUUAUCUAUGUUGGGGGAAAUUUCCCUGAACAUAGACCUGCACUGACGCACAUGCUCCAUAGCGCAUUCUCACUUACCAAACAAUUUGUUUUACGACCAAGUCGUAAGAACAGAACUCGGUCUGUAAGUGAGGAGUGCCUGUACUCCAGAACAGUUUUUUUUUUUUUUUUUGGUGUGUGUGUGUGUUUGUUUUUACAGUGGUUUUAUGAUAUAUCUAUAUGUAUUGGUAAUGUACUACAAAAUUUUACCCACACCAAUUGUACUAUUUUGCAACAAUUGUACAAAAUAUCCUAUCUUGUACUAUUGUACUACUGCCUAUAGAUUCAAGAAAAUAAGGAAUGGAAAAAAAAAUAGGGAGUGAUUUUACCCGGUUUCUAUUUAAAGGGACACUUUACUGCCCAAAUAGAAAAUAAAUACAAUUCAGUGUUUAGUAGAUUUACCCCAAAUGAAAACAUGCGUGUAUUAUGAAUUUUUAAAUUGGAGUUUUAUAUAAAAACAUUGCAAAAUCUGCAGAUCUUUUGUCUGCAACUUUUACAAUCCCUUUCCUUCUAACCUGGCCCAGACGUUCUGUGGCUAUCCAAUCACAAACAUCCUAAUUGUAGCUCAAUGAGAAGUCUUUGCAAGGCACAUGCUCUGGGCAACUGCUGCCUCAUGAGUUUAGCUUCACUGAGCUAAAAAACAGGAUGUAACCAUACCAAUUGUCUGACAGCCAGAGGGGUGUAACAAGGUUAAUUUAUAAAAGUGGCAUUUCAGUUGAAAUUUGUACAUUUUGUAAACUUAAAAGGGGGACCCAUUCUUAAAACACAAAGCUUUUCAGCAAUCUAAAGUCCUUUAGGGGUCUGGUCUGUCCUUUUGGGUCAAUUAAGCCUGGGAAAUUGAAUAUGACUUCUUACUUUUUGUCCCUUGUUAAAGGACCACUAUAGUGCCCUGAAGGUGCCCCCACCCUCAGGGUCCCCCUCCCGCCCGGCUCUGGAAAGGGGAAAAGCGGAAAAACUUACCUUUUUCCAGCGCUGGGCGGGAAGCUAUCCUCCCCGUUGGUUGAAUGCGCACGUGCGGCAAGAGCUGCGCGCGCAUUCAGCUGGUCGCAUAGGAAAGCAUUAUCAAUGCUUUCCUAUGGACGCUUGCGUGCUCACUGUGAUUUUUUUUUCAGUGAGAAUCACGCUUAGCGCCUCUAGCGGCUGUCAAUUAGACAGCCACUAGAGGCUUUGGGGGAAGGAUUAACCCAUUUAUAAACAUAGUUUAUCUGAAACUGCUAUGUUUAUAAAAAAAAAAAAAAAAAAUGGGUUAACCCUAGCUGGACCUGGCACCCAGACGACUUCAUUAAGCUGAAGUGGUCUGGGUGCCUAGAGUGGUCCUUUUAACCCUUGUCUUAAUGCUUUAGCAGUGUAAGUGAUACAAUGAGAUUAUGAAUGACUAAAACAUUUUGGGUUGUGUUGAAUACUGUGUGUUUCAGUCUUUUUGCCGAACUUGACAGAUUCUAAAAAUAAGCAAGACUUCGUGAAUUGGAAACGAUGAAAGGGAGAUAAUUGACUUUUACAUUAAUCUUUCAGGCAGCGUGUUUUUUUUGUUUUUGUUUUUUCUUAUUCUCUCCCUGCCAACGCUUAUUAGUUAAGGGGACAAAAUGUAUUUUUCUCUCCUGGCAUUCUUAGCAACAUACACACUUUAUAACAACUUUACACAAUCCCCCAGAAAUAUGGAAGUUGUGUCUAAAAAUAUUUGUUUGCCUUUUUAUGUUUUCUUUUUUUAUACAUGGAUAUGCCAGGCACCAAAACAACUUCACCCCCUGUUUAGUGAAUGGGGAGUCACUGAUUGCCUGAGAGUGUCAGCUGAACACUCUCAGCCAUACAGAGGUGACUGGAUCCCGCCAGGGGAGGAGUGGACAUUGCUGCUGGUGGCAACUUUAGGGUUAAAACAUUUGAUAACGGUUCAUCCUCUUGAGGUAAGAGAGCCUCCAGAGGCCUCCUGGCACCAUAACAACUUAAUUUAAAUGAAGUUGUUUUGACGCUUGGAAUGUCCCUUUAAAAGGUUACUUCAACCAACCAACAGGCAAUGUUUUAAAGGGACAUUAUAGUCACCAGAACAACUGAGAAAAUGCAGUGUUUACAUUACAGCCUAGUGAUAACUUCACUGGCUACUCCUUAGAUAGCUGAUAGAGAUCCUUCCUGGAUCACGGCUGCCUAAAAUGCAUCAAUAUAUUCAGUAUCUCCUCCCUCUGCAUGCAGACACUGAACUUUCCUCAUAGAGAUUCAUUGAUUCAAUUCAUCUCUAUGAGGAGAUGCUGAUUGGCAUGGGCUGUGUUUGAAUUGAGCUGUCUCUGCCUCCUUGUCAGUCUCAGCCAAUCCUGUGGAUCAGGCUACCAUUUCUGAUGUCAGCAGGCAGCUUGCUGUUCUGAGGCAAACCGCAUGCAGAGCUACAACUUCAGGCUUGAAUACAAGUAAGAUUUUACUAUAUUUAGGGAGGCAUGAGGAGGUCAGGGGGGCUAGAUGGUGGUUUUAAUACUAUAGGUUCAGUAAUACAUGUUUGUGUUCCUGACCCUAUAGUGUUCCUUUAAUAAUAAAACCCUGUUUUUUGGUAGAGUAAUACUUCUUUCACAUCCUGGUAUUCUGUUAAAAUAUAGAUACUAUUUCAAGGGACAACUUUCAUUUAAUGAACAGUAUAGAUUAUGUCCUGCAGUCUCACGAUUCAUUACUCUGCCAUUUAUGAGUUAGAUAACUUGGUUUAUACAGGCCUUGUCACUCCCACCUACAUUCUGCCUAAACAUGUAUUGUAAAGAGAGAUCUAAUGAUUAAACUUUCUUUAUUGCACAGUCUGUUUAAUUUAGAAUUCCUUAUCGCCUGCUCUGUUAGUAGUAGGGAUCGACCGAUUAUCGGUCUGGCCGAUAUUCUGUAUUUUCAGCAAUAUUGGUAUCGGCCAAUAAAGAUACCGAUAUUGCCGAUAAGGCAGACCAGGGCCACCAUCAGGGUUCUGGGGGGCCCAGCACACUCUUACUUACCUCCCCUUUAGCUCUCCUGUCUAACUCUCGCGAGUCCCGCGGCUGUUAGAGUGCUGCCACUGGUUACCAUGGCAAUGCUCCGCAGGCCGUGAGAGUUAGACAGGGGAGCUGCUGGGAGGGUAAGUAAGAGUGUGCUGCGGCCCCCAGGAAAUGCCCUCUUCCCCCUCCCUGGCCAGGUAAGAAGUAAGAACAAAAUGUAAAAAAAUGUAAUAUUUUAAAAAUAUAUAUGUAUAUAUAUUUUACACACAUUACAUACCUGCACAAACACUCUGCAUUCACUAUACACACACUACACAAACACACACUCUGCAUUUAUUAUAUACACACACUGCACACCCACUGUAUUCACUAUACACACACACACUGCACAAACACUCUGCAUUUAUUAUAUACAUACUAGACACACUAGACACACUACACACAUGCUGCAUUCACUAGACACACUACACACACGCUGCAUUCACUAGACACACUACACACACGCUGCAUUCACUAUAUACACCUUACACACACUCUGCAUUCAUUAUAUUCACACUAAAACACUCUGCUUUCAUUAUAUACACACACUACACACACACUCUCUGCAUUCACUAUACACUCCCUACACAAACACACACCCUGCAUUCAUUAUAUAUAUAUAUAUAUAUAUAUAUAUAUAUAUAUAUAUAUAUAUAUAUAUAUAUAUAUAUAUAUAUAUAUAUAUAUAUACACACACACACACACACCAAGUUAUUGGCCUGAAAGUUCACAGAUUAGCGGUAUCUGCUCUAAAAAAAUAAAUAAAAUUAAAUAUUGGUCGAUCCCUAGUAGUUAGUAGCCUUCUAGACCCUGUAGAAGCCUCCUGUGUGUGAAUAAAGUUCAAUUUACAGAGCAGGAGCUAAAACCUUUUAAACUAAACACACUACGCUGUCACAUUUGAUUGAAAAUGAAAGCAUUUUUUCAUGCAGGCUGUGAGAGUUACAGCCAGGGGAGGUGUGGCUUGGGCUGAACCGAAGCAAUCGUAUUUUAACUUCUGAAUGGCAGUUAAUUGAUCAGUCUUGCUCUGUACACUAAAACUGCUCAUUUAAGCUAAAGUUGUUUUGGUGCUUAGAACAUAUCUUUAAAGAGGUUAAAAUGAAACGUGUAACUCUCUAAACAUAUGUUUUAACCUCUAAAUGACCACGUGGCAAUUUAAAAAGUCAGUGCUGGGCUUUAAUGCCUGUUGACAGGAUAAGCUGUCAUGCAUUCAAAGUAAUAACAGAGUUUAAUCUCUGCUGGUACCAAGGAAUCCCAGAUAUCAUUGGAUACCCGAGGGUCCUACCUGUUAGCUGGGGUCACAAUUAAUGGCCCCAGACUGACAGAUUAUUAUGUUAUUUAUAUAGUGCCAACAAAUUCCCACAGCGCUUUACAGUGGGUGGACGAACAAACACGUAAUUGUAACCAGACAAGUUGAACACACAGGAACAGAGGGGUUGAGGGACUUGCUCAAUGAGCAGACAUACUAGAGGGAGUGGGGUAAAAUGACACAAAAGGUAGGAUAGUAUUAGACUAAUGACAGUUGCAAGAUGAGGUAUGUGUUUUGAGCGCUGCACAUGGCCCUUUAAAUCGCACACAGCUGCGUUGAUUCAGAGUUUGUACCCAUGAUGAGACAGACAUCCAUGGUCACAAAUGACCAUGAGGUCUACCUGCAUGUUUUUCUGCAUUGCCAGCUGUCCAGCACCUAUCAAUGCAGAGCACUCUGUAGUGCUAGCUGAUAAAUCCCUCUGCUGAUGUCAGUACUAAUACCAGUAGAGGGAAUCCCUGUGGAGUAUGAUUAGGUCAAUAGGUAUACAUGUGUAGCAGGGGUAGGCAACCUUCCAGGUGUUUUGGACUACAUCUCCCAUAAUGCUCUUAUAGACAUAAUUCUGGCAAAGCAUCAAGGGAGAUGUAGUUUACAACAUCUGAGGUGCCGAAGGUUGCCUACCCCUGAUGUGGGGUAUAAUUUUACUCUAACUGUAGCAAAAAACAAAUGUAGUGGUACAUGCAUAGUCUGUGAAUGACCCCCAAAAUAACACGUGUGAAACACCACAAAUAAAUAUUUUGACUGAGGCUCAUGAUAAAAAAGAUUAAAUUAAAUAUGCUCUAAGUUUCAUAGCCUGAGGGAUGUGCUUUGUACAAAUAUCUACUUUUCUGUGACUUAUAUAAACAUUCAUUUUAGCUUUAAACGCUUUGCAGUAUUUGUUUUUUAUAGCUUUUAAAAAUUAAUUAAAAUCCUGGACAUAUUGGUCAUUUUAGUAAUCAGGACUAAUUGGUAAGUCUAUUUUUUUGAGUUGUUUUUCUUUAGUUGCACUUUUUGUGUAGAAAUUAAAUGUAAAACUGAGCUUUUAUUUUUAAAUAUUUGAUUUAUAUUUAAAGUGAUACUGUGUGUAUGUGUGUGUGUGUGUGUGUAUGUAUGUGUGUGUAUGUGUGUGUGUGUGUGUGUAUGUAUGUGUGUGUAUGUAUGUGUGUGUGUGUGUGUGUAUGUGUGUAUGUAUGUAUGUGUAUAUGUAUGUGUGUAUAUAUAUAUAUAUAUAUAUAUAUAUAUAUAUAUAUAUAUAAUAAAAAAAAUAUGUAAAUGGGUUAAAACUUGGGUAAAUGGGUUAAAUGACUUUCACAGUGAGAAGCACGCAAGCGCCUCUAGCGGCUGUCAAGAGACAGCCACUAGAGGCUGGAUUAACCCAUUUAUAAACCUAGCAGUUUCUAUGAAACUGCUAUGUUUAUUAUAAAAAGGGUUAACCCUAGCUGGACCUGGCACCCAGACCACUUCAUUAAGCUGAAGUUGUCUGGGUGCCUAUAGUGGUCCUUUAAUGUAUUUAUAGAGAAAAGGCAGUGUUUACAUUGCCACCUAGGGACACCUCCACUUGCCACUCCUCAGAUGGCAACUAGAGGUGCUUCCUGUGACAUUGCUGCACAGUGUCUCCACGCUCUGCGUGGAGAUGCUGAACUUUCUUUAUAGAGAUGCACUGAUUCAGUGCAUCUCUAGAGGAGGUGCUGAUUGGCCAAGUCGGUGUUUGGCCCAUCCCCUGCCCCUUUGCUGAUUUCAGCGAAUUCAGUGCUUUCCCUGUGGGAAAGCAUUGGAUUGGCCAAAAUAAUUUAAUUGUGAUGACGUCAACAAGGAGGCGGAUCAGGGGCAUGGCCAACACUGGCAGACCUGCUUCGUGCUGGAAAUAAGGUAUCUUUUCCUACAUUUUAUAGGGGUUAAUGGUUGGCAAGCCACUUAAAUAGUGGUUUUAACACUAUAGGGUCAGGAAUACAUGUUUGUGUUCCUGACUCUUUAGUGUUCCUUUAAUGUGGCUGUUUUGGUGUCUAUAUCCUGUCCCUGCAGACAUUUAGAUGUAAACACUGCCUUUUCAGAUAAAUGUGUUCUAAACACUAUAGGGUCAGGAAUACAUACACUAUUUAAUAUUAAGUUAUGUAUACAUAUAGGCUAUUAAACGGAAUACUUAUUUAUCCUUUAAAAAAUGAUAUAUCAUAAGUAUGGGUGAAAUUGUGGUAGAGUGAAUGCAUGACAAAAGCUCCAAAAAGGUGCGUUGCAUCUUAAAAGAGCUGUGGUCCAUAUGAGGUUAAACACUUUUUUUAUCUAGUUUUGUUUGUUGAAUUCUUUCUUGCUGUUUGUUCCAUGGUAAAAUAAACUCAAUCGAGCCACAUUUUUCUUGGACAUCUUCCUCUGGAGCGAUGUAUUUUUUCAAAACACAUGUUUGCAGUAAAUAUGCAGCCCUUGGUUAAAGCUGCAGCAGAAACCUUGAUCGGACCUGUCACUUUUUUAGUGACCAUGCUUUCGUAAUGCGGUAACUGUAUAUAUUUCCUGUAAUUUUAUCUUUUGCUUCAGGCUCUUUUUGAGUUCUUUCUCCUUCUGUCAGACAUUUUCAUCAGAACCAUUUCCCCUCCUCUCCCUCUCCCCUCCCGUGUUAUAAAAAUAAAAAAAUUAAACUUUUUUGACUUUCCUUCCGCCAACGCCAAGGUUCCAUCACCGCUGCAUCCCGCAACAACAUGGAGGAAGCAUGUUUUUCUAAGUGUAAAAAAUUACCAUUUUUUAAAAGAUGGUUAGUUUCUCUUAGCAGAGAUAGAAAAUGUAGUUGCAUUAAUUCAUUAGUGUUAGCUGUAAAAAAAAAAAAAAAAAAUUACCAUGUUUUACGUGAUCGUUGCAGUGGAAGAGCCUCAAGUGGCUAUCGGUGUAACAGCCACUGAAGAUUUGUUUAAUCAUUCAAGGUAAACAUUUCCCUUUCUGAAAGACACUCAUGUUGUCUUGAAUGGUUAAAUUGACAGGACACCUGCACCCAAACCACUGCAUUGAGAUGACAUGAAUGUAAUCACAAUAAUAUCUGGUGGCAGGAAGACUGCCACUAGAAGGGGGUUAACCCUGCAAUGAAAACAUCGACAUAUCUACUAAUCUACAUCACUGGAUAAAACAGACAGGACCACUGUACACAGACCACUCUAUUUUGUUUAUUUAUAUUUUUUUGUUGUAGUAUACGAAAAGUGAUACGCACAGGUAAAAGCAUGGUACGCUACAUUUUAAGCGAAAGGAAAUCAAAGACAUUGUCACAGUGUUCGUAAAAGGCAACAAAGGCUGAAAGGUUGUCUUCUGGCUGAACUUUGGCUAAAGCUGCUUGCACUGUAGUAAUGUAAGCUAGGUAUUCAUAUUUAACUAUAAUUGUUUCAUAAAGGGGGUAUGAAUAUCCAGGGAGACUACAGCUGGGGAAGUCUUCUAAAUAGGAGCAGCCUUGGCUAAAACAUGAGUGGUACACAUCUGAUUCAUAGCAACAUAGAUAAAGUCAGUCAUGGAACAUAAACGGUAAAAUGUGCAUGGAAAAAGUAGAAUUAACAGAAUAAUUUAAUUGCAGGGGCAGUUGAGGUGCUAGGUCCCGGUGAGGCUUGUGCCGGCGGAAGUUGCGUUUCAGUUCUCCUUGGCUUCAGGUAGAAUGGCUGAAUGGCAUUCAGGAUGUCGCCAUCCGAGGAGGGUGGAGCGGACGCUCGUGUAGUUUGUGGUGCAGAUUUUAAGGAGACAUACGGAAACCUAGAUGGUCUGUUUCAGAGAUGUGGGUGAGAUGCAGAUAUUUCUCAACAUUUAGUCCCCAGUGAUACUUGACUCCCCUUUCUCUCAGAAGCUUAGUUAAUGGUUGCAGGGGUCAGACCACUUUAAUAAGCUGAAGUGGUCUAGGUGACUAUAGUGGUACAGUGUAUUUUGAGUUUACUUCUUCUGUUCCUCAGCAUAAAAUUCCCAGGUGGAUUUAAAACUGUCAACAACUAUUAACCAACUGGAUAAAAUCUGCAAAUUACUGAUGUGGAACCCAGUAAACUUUAAAGGUGCAAAGACAGAAUUGGCUGAAGUGGUAGGUCCAGUGCCAGUUUAAUACACCUCACCGUGGCUGAAUCCAUGAAUGAUUCUAGGAAAGAUUACAGCUUUAUACCUAAAACUUGUUAAACCCCAGACAUCCGGUGACUAUUUAUUUUUCUUCCAACCUCUGCUGCCUAAUGUUUUUAUGGUCUUUAUUUAUAAAUAUAGAUGCAUUCCUUUCAUGGCUGUGUACAACCGAAAAAAAAGGGAGAAACAAUUCGUAAUGUUUACCAGGAAAAGAGGUUAAUGAGGGCCUUACAAAUAGACUUACAUGUAGUAACUGUGACUGAUACAUAAACACCCCAAAAGAAUAUGGAAUGAUCUCUGUGGAUACAAUAAAAGUCCCCCAACAAUCAGAAAAAAAAACUUACUGGCAAGUUAGUAAGUUGUGGACUUUAGUAUACCAGUGUUUAGAAAUUGCCUUAGAAAAUAAAUGGUUGUGUGGUUCCUAAAAGUGGGAGGUUCUCUGGGUUUGUGCGGCAGCUAGUCAUUUAACCAAAUAUAGCCCUUCUUGCCUGGGUUCUUUAUGCCUCAGAGUCAACUGGUUGGCACUUGUGUCCCUGUUUAAAAAUACCAUCAUCGGCGUUCUGCAUAUCUUUUAAAAAUACGUUUUCUGCAGAUGGUCACAUGCUGACAACGUAAUCUGAAGGGAGAAAACUAUGAGAAAUACAUUCUCCUGCCGCUCCCACAUAGUAAUAAAAGGAGUGCCUUGAUACAUAUUUAGAUAUGUGCAUUUGUUGCAUUGCUCUUAAAAUUAAUCAAUCCGUUCGAAACAAAUACCGUACAGUAUGUUUUUUAACAAAUUGAUUCAUUCGUGCAAAUUACUGGAAGUUUUAAAUCCAAAACACAAAACAAACGAAAAUGUUUUAUCAGUUUAAAAACAAAGUGAAACGUUCUGUUUUGGACAAAUCGGUUUCUUCUCAAACAGAUCGAUUAAUUUAAAGACGAAUAAAAUCAUGACAUUUAUUUAUUUUAGUGCUGGAAACCUUUUAUACCUAUGUCGGUCUUUGUCAUUGAUUCCAUUUGUGUAUAUGCACAGCAUGUUUGGAUUGGGGUCCCUACACACAAUGUAGCUGAUAUUUUGUGAUGUUUAGACUGAAACGCAUACUUUUAAAAUUAAUAUUAAAAGAUACAUUUAGUACUUUCUGAAGAUUGCCCCCGAGUUAGUAGACCUGAAUAUGUGUGGAAGUCAUUAGAUCUGUUUUAGGUCUUUCUAGAACUCUUUGAAUCCAAACUUAAAGGGACCCUAUAGUCUACAAAACAACUUUAACUUAAUGAAGCAGUUUUGGUGUAUAGAGCAUGCCCCUGAAAUGUCACUGAUCAAUUCUCUGCCAUUUAGGAGUUAAAUCACUUUGUUUAUACAGCCAUAGUUACACUCCCUGCCUCUGACUUACACAGCCUUUAGAGUCGUCUAAUGUUUACGCUUCCUGUAUUGAAAAUACUGUUUAUUUUGGAACUUCCUAUCUCCUUCUCUGUUAAUUGCCUUCUAGACUUUGCAAGAGACUCCUGAAUGUUUAUUAGUUCAAUUUACAGAGGAGGAGAUAAAAACUUUUAAAGUAAGUUACAUCCUAUUGAAAGUGAAACCAUUUCUUUCCAUGAGGGCUGUCUCAGUCACAGCCAGGGCAAGUGUGGCUGGGGCUGCAUAAACAGAAACAAGUUAAUUAACCACUAAAUGGCAGUGAAUUAAGCAGUGAUACUACAGGAGCAUGAUCUAUACACCAAAACUGCUUCAUUAAAGGAACACUAUAGGAUCAGGAACACAAACAUGUAUUCCUGACCCUAUAGUGCAAAACCCCCUCUUAGCCCCCUUAAAAGUUAAUAAAACUCACCUUAUUUCCAGCGCCGCGCAGGUCCACAGGCGCUGACCCUGCCCCCUUGGUGACCUCAUCAGAAUUGCUGAUUUUUAGCCAAUCUGGGAAAGCAUUGGAUUGCCUAAAAUCUGUAAGGGCGGGGCCAAACACUGUUUUGGCUAAUCAGCACCUCCUCAUAGAGAUGCAUGGAAUCAAUGCAUCUCUAUGAGGAAAAUUCAGCUGCAUGGGGACGCUGAAUGGCAGGGCUGCUUACUGUGCAGCCCUGAGCCAGGAAGCACCUCCAUUGGCCAUCAGAGGAGUGGCCACUUGGAGGUGUCCCUAGGGGCAAUGUAAACACGCUGCAUUUUCUCUAAAAAGGCAGUGUUUGCAUGAAAAUGCCUGAAGGGAGCUAUUAUACUCACCAGAACAACUACAUUAAGCUGGGUUUUCUGGUCACCAUAGUGUUCUUUUAAGCUAAAGUUAUUUUGAUGACUAUAGUGUCCGUUAAAGAAAUAAAGUAUUUGCUCUCUCAAUAUUUGCUUGCUUUGUGAAUCGUUGAAAAACAUCAUCUCUGCCAAAACAUUUUUAGAAUAAAGGUUCUUGGUUUGGGUUCUGAAAGUGUUGGCAACAUUCCAGCAAAAAUCCCUGAAUAUGAAAACAUUGGCAAUGGUUAUCAACUUGUCUGCUAAACAGUUAACUGUAGUGAAUUUAAAAAUGGAAUUUAUGGCAAACCAUCUGAUAUGAAACAAAUAUCCAAUUCUGCUACAGUUUGGCUAUUUUAUCUUAAAAUUUGCAGUUUGUUUAUUGGCAUCAGGCACUUGGGGCAAUUUAAACUUUGUGAGCGGUAGUGAUUAUAUUCAAACUGCACAUUCUGUAUAUACUUGGGGUUCCUUUUGCCAAGCAGGACAAACCUUUUCCUUGACGCUGACACGCAUGCUUCAAUGCCAGCAUGCCGGCGCCUGAACCUAUACUCCAUAGCCAGCCCUAGCUGCGCUGGCUUAGGGAGUUGCCAUAGCAACCACAAUGCAAUCACUUUGGUUGCUAUGCAUGGAGAGCAGAAGGGCUGCCUGUGGGUGGUCUCUCCUGCUCUCAUUUAUCAAUUCGUUCCUCGCCAUAGAGCCUAUGCUGACAAACUGAUUGACAGGUGUUAGACAAAAAUAUUUUUAAGUAGGUUUUUCUCCUAAUCUAUACAUUUUCUGCUCUGAAGUCGUAUUGGACAGAUGUCCUUUUAGUAAAAAUUUAAGGGAAAAAAAACCAAACCAAGAUUAUGUAAAUGGUAUAUCAAUGAGCAAGGUGACCGCACAUUUAAAUGUACACAGUAAAACAUUGUAAAUAUUUUUCUUUUCUUUAUUUUUUGUUUACUUGUGAAGAUAAUUCCUGUCUAGUCUUGUGAUGUUGAAAUACAUAUCGUGUGCAUAACUUUAUUGUGUAAAACUAGCCAGUAACAAAUUUGUUCCACUUCCUGUUAGUCAUGAGACAACUCUUUUAUAAACAAAAUGCUUCUAUCCCCCAGUUAUAUAAUGCUGCAAUCACUUAGGACAAACUUUUUUUUUUUUUUUUUUGCAAUAGUAAAAAAAAACAAUGCCUUUUCAUGCUUUAAUUAUUGUAUAUGAUUUAUUCUUAAUAUAAAUUAAUCUGUUUGCUACAGGAAUACUCCAGGCUGGGGUUAAAGGGACACCUUAGAAAAUGAAUUGCAAAUGAGGUGAAGGAAAAUAGAUUUUUUUUUUAAUCUGGUCAUUAAUUUGUUAUAUUGCGUUCAGUUGUUAUAAAUACUCUCACUCUGAGAAAAAGAAUAAAUAUAGCCAAAAAAUGGCUGAUGGACUGAGUGGCUUUAUGCCUUCCUGGGUAUUUGCUAUUAUUUGGGUUUUAUAGUCAGCCAGCGCCAUGGACAGGAGCCUAUCAGGGAACUCGCAUCGCAGAGCUUUGAUUGCAUAAUUUUACUGGUUUCUUAACGACCCUCCUGUAAUAUUUGACUCCUUCAUAUCCAUAUAUUCGUAAACAAACCUUAAAAAGAAAUGACUCCCUUUUAUCAGUUACAAGUUGUAGUGUGUUUUUUUCUUUUUGUUAAUUAAUUUUAUUUAUUUUUUUACUUUUUUUAUUUUUUUUAUUUUCCUCUCUCCACCUUCAGCCAAUGAUUGUAUGACUGGCUACAUGUUGGCACUUACAGCAGUUGCCUGGGGCCGACUCAUUUUGCUAAGCAGUUUGACCCAGAUCCAGUGAAUCGUGCCUACGACCUAAUAACCCCACAACCACAAUACCGGCAUGUAGUGUUUAUGGUGUUUAGUGCUGCUUUAAGUAUAUCUAAUGUUUGAGUUAUCAGACACUUCUGACACUUAAGACACUAAAAUGUAAUUCAGAAUUACUUGGCUGUUUCUGACAUUUUUAUUCAUGUGUUAAAAAGAUCAGUUUAAUCUACCAGUAUGGCCCAUCUAGUCUUUGCGCCUGCUUUUAGGGCCCAUCUGCAUAUUUGUUGCAGGGGCCAGAAUUUUCCAGAACAGUGUGAGUAACACAGAUUGAGAGACAUCUGCACAGCCAGCCUAGAGGUCAGUAAGCAUCAUUCACUCCCUCCCCCUUCCCUUGUUUAGUUUUGUAAAGGAAAGACAAACGCAUUAUGUGCAUUGCGAGCUCUGUGCUGACACACUGGAGUUUAAUAAUGGGUCACUUUACUAAUAUCCUCAUAAACGUAUUUAGAGGAACUCAUAGCCAAAAAACACCCUAUUUCUUCUUUAGGUGCAGCACUGUAACGUUGAAUGUUUUAAUUUUUUUUUAUUAUUUUUAUUUUUUAUAAUUUAUGCUUUUGCUCUUUAAAGAAACACUGUGGUUUAGAGGUUAUGGAGUCACCCCCUUUUUAUUAAAUUUUUUAAAUUAGGCAUUAAAUAAAAAAAUAAUAAUCCUUAUGUUCUCUUACCUGAUGUUGCUUCUCUCAGUCAAGCAGUUCCCUUGUCGUUUUGGUCCUGCGGUGUAAAUCAUUGCAGUUUUUGUAGAUACAGCAAUGUUUACAUCACAAGGUUAAACACCCCUUCUGUUGGCUGCUAUCCUGAGUAGAAGGUGCUUUUGCUCCUACAACAGUUAGACUCCGUUUUGUGACGUAUGUCAUGAGGAUGUUGAACAUGGUUUAAUGCUUAUAACAGGAAAACACUGGAUUCAAUGCUUUUCUAUGAGAAGCAUUUGAUUGUUUGAACAUGGCUCUGCUUUUGCCCUGAUGCUUCUCUGAGAAGCAUUGGAUUGGAUGAGAAGACUAAGAUUAGUUUUUCAUUUAAAUUUAGGGGGGGUCCUGAAUCGAAAUCUGUAGUAGAACAUUAUAGCAUUAGGAAUACAUGUUAGCAUUAAUUUCGCUGUAGUGUUCUUUUAAUUCUUCCGUUCAUGUGGAAAGUACCUGGGCCUGCACAAUACAAAAUACUUGAUUAUGGAGUUGCUCACCAAGGACCAAAUUUUAUCCGGAUCCGCAAAAUUCACUUAACAUAACAAAAUUUGCAAUUCUAAUAUGGUUGAAAUUUGCGGAUUUCAACUGAAAAGGCUAAUCUCAUUCAAUACCAGCACCUUCAAAAUCCUCACUUGUCAUAUGUUGCUAAUUUUUAUUUUAUUUUUUAAUACUGGAUUUUUUUUUUUUUUUUUAAACACAUUUUAGAAAGUUCAGUAGAAGACAAAUUUUGCAAAACAAAUUCAAGCCUAAAAAAAGGCAAUAUUUGUCCACUACUAUUUAUGAUCCUGGAAUAUUAAUUUUAUGUAACUAUUGGGGUGUAAUAUUACCCCUCCCUAUGACUGGGAUGAUGGCAGAUUUUCAUGGAGUAUUACAUUUGGGCCAGUCAACCUGCAGAUUUAUUCAUCUGGAUUUGGUAAAAUCAGUUGAGCAGAAUUUGUAGGCAUAUAGUGUCCAAGUUUGUUGAAUCUGAAGAUUCAGCAUUUUUCCAUCAUUCGGAUCUGGCUUUUAGCUGUUUGGAUGCACCCAGAUUUUCAGAAAUCCAGCUAAAUUAGAGACUCUAUGGCAAAAUUCAGACAUUGACAAAUCUGAUGGAAGCAUGAUGGAGCUUAAUAUAUACUGGAAUGGCUGAUUCGGUUAUAUUAUUUGGAAAGUAUAAAUAGGCCGUUAUUCCUCCCUGUGUAUAUACCUUGUACUGUUAGUGUAUGGCCGCCUGCGACUGAACUUCUGAUCUUUAAAAAAAAAAAAAAAAAAAUCUUUUUAGAGAGACCGCAAUGCAUUAAUUUUGCUCCACUAGAACAAAAAAACUAUUUAGACGUAUUUUACUUCUAAAAUUGUAUAGAAGUUCUCUACACAUCUAUUUUUCUGUUAUUGCUUCAGGAAGUCUGUGUUUUUAGCAAACACAGUUGUAUUUGUCUGUACUUUCAGGGGUUGUGUUCAUGAAUUGGAUCCUGUGUUCUGAUUUGCACUGAAGCUAAUCCUUCUUUGCCUGUAUUUGUAUGUCUGUGUUUUUUUGUUAUUUUUUCCUUUUUAAUUGUGAGUGGCAGGGGGACUGCCCCCUCCCAUUUCCGGACCACUAGUUUACAGGGAGAUAGGGGUCUGGCUUUGUUGAUUUAAAUGCAGUUGGGGGUACAUAAUCCUCAGUCUGCCAAAGAGCAAUGUCAGGAAAGAGUUAAACAGGGUCAGUCAUCAGCCUGUACAGAUUUUCUUCUUUGGUCUCAGAUACUGUUCAUACCAAAUAAUUAAAGUUAUAGGGCUGUUACUGCAGCACUUCACAAUGCAUCCACGGUAUAGGGCUGGCACUGCCGCACUUCAUACUGUAUCACUGGUAUUUGGCUGGCACUGCCACACUUCAUACUGUAUCACUGGUAUAGGGCUGGCACUGCCACACUUCAUACUGCAUCAGCGAUAUAGGGCUGGCACUGCCACACUUCUUAGUGCUGUCUCAGAAUGACUCACUGUUGAGUAUGAAAACAGGGUUAAGAAAGCUUAAAGGGGGAUACUAUAGUCACUAUCAAAACUAUAGAUUAAUGUAAAGUAUACAGCUUAAUGUAGUGGUUCUGGUUUCUGCAGCCUGUCCCUGCAAUUUUUUAAUGUAAGCACGGUCUUUUUCAAAAAAAGACCGUGUUUAUAUUGGUUCCUAAUAACACCUCUAGUGGCAAUAACUUAGACAGCAAUUAUAGGUGUUUCCUGUGUCAGUGCUGCACAGCCUCCAUUGUCUCCACGCUCUGCAUGGAGAUGAGGAGAUGCUGAUUGGCACAGCUCAGUGUUUUGCUGUGCAUGCGCAAUAGCAUCCCAAUGGUUUUUCUAUGAGAGAGGAUUGGAUUGGUGGAGAUUUUCAAGUUUGCUGUUUGCAGCCACAGAGCCGUGACCAAGCGGUCUUGUCACGGCAAGGCCAGUGCUAGAGAAAAGGUGAGUAAAAUCACCUUUGCAGCGCAAUCUAAAGGGAAUAGGGGACCUAAACAACCACACAGGCACUAUAAUGUUCGGAAUACGUGUUUGCAUAUAGUGUUCCUUUAAGGGGAAACUGUGGGUUAAUAUACAAAGCGUUGUAAAGAUGCACAAAAUUAAAACAGAAGUUGAUUACCUGCUGCUGGUCUGCUCUCUCAUUUAGGAGAAUUGAGUAUACAGCAUACUGACCCUGCAUGCCCAUGAACUAAAGUUUCAGGAUGGGAAAUUAAAGUAAUCUUACAGGACAAGUUCACCUUAGCAGAGAUCACCCCUUCCCCCAGGCUAUACAUAUAUUCUUAAUCACAGAGCUUAAUUAUGUAUUCAAAAGAAAAUGUGGAGAUAUUAACGUGCUUCUCCUCUGGUCCCGCACCCCCUUGUCUGCAUCUAAAUGGGUGUCUCACUAUUGUACAACCAACUAUCGUGCCACCUGCACUACAAAUUGAUUGCCUUGCUUGUGGAGGCACGCUGGCUUUGUUGCAGGUGUCUGUGAGAGGUGUGAGUAAUUCUGUUCCAUUACUCCUAUAGUCAGCCCAAGAAACAUUAGCUAGGGAAUAAUCAUAGCACCGCUUUGCAUGUGCUGUGCCGCCUGUCCUGGAGAGGAGGAGAACACCUUGUAGGUGGGCCCUUCUGCUCUCUCUCAGUUCUUCAGCAUAAAGGUCUCUGCUUAAGAAUUUGAUUCUGCAGUGCAGGGAAAGACCCAUUUUGAAAUCUAUCAUGUGGUUAAUAUUUUCUUUUUCUUAAAGAGGGUGUCCUCAAUAAUUUUGCCAUUUUAUCGUAUCUCCUUUAUUAUGAUUAUUAGGGGCCCAUCUUGCGAGUACAGCUGUGAUUUAUCCUGGUUAUUUCAUCUGAAAUGAUCAACGAUGGCACAAUCUUACUAAAGGGAGGAAGUGUGUGAAAGUGAAGGUGCUUUGCAUGAAAUGCCUUAUCAACCACAUUUAUGCCAGAGGGAAAUUGUCUUUAAAAUAAGCAUUUUGUGCAAGAUUUAAACUCCUUCAUUGAAUAUUAUAUGCUGCACAGUUUGUUUCAAUGUCUGCGUAUAUUUUAUAAGUAUUUUAAAAUCUGACUUGCUGGGAAAUGAAAAUCCUUCCUUUCUUGAAAACAAACAGUCCACAAAAUAAAAAGAAACUGAGGUUGAAAAGGGGUAUACAAUUGGUGGAAUAAGAGGGCCAAGCCAUUCUUGUUCUUUCAUUUGUUUAACUCUAAGUUUCUAUGGAAACAAAUGGUUUAAGAAAGUCACAUCAGGACAACGCAGACUCCUACCUGCAUAAUCUUUUAAUAUAGGGUUACCCACUAAAUUGUUUGUGUAACCGACAAUAGAUUCAGUGCUUUUGCAGAAGUGAGGAUUGUAAAAUUCAGAGCAAAGGCCAUUUGUAAACCGCAAUACACUCGCACCACCAGUGCUAGUAAAUAACUUCUGGUAUAAUAUUGAAGUUAUCUUGGUAAAUGAGUGCUGGUGGCAGUUUCCUCAAACACAACAAAUGUACUGUAUAACCAAAAAGCAGGGUAUUUUCCAGAAAGGCUCACAUAUGAUCCGCUUCAUACCAUGUACCCUAUGGAUAUCACUUGUUUCAAUGUCUCCGUACCUUUCACAUGGAUAUUUUGUACAUGUCAUAUAUUCUCUAUAAAUCUUUGUUUAAAGAAAAAUGAGUUAACAAAAAAAAAUCAUACACCAUGUAUGUAAUAUGUAUCCAGACUUACAACCAGUGGUGUAUUUAGGAUGCCUCCCUUCUAUAUGCAUGUUAUCACACUUGGCCAGUAAUGUUACGUGCACACAUGUACGUUUCGGGUCUGAAUACAUAUUAGUGAGAUGUGGCAAAUCUUUUAGAAUGUAAACUGGUUUGAGCAGGGCCCUUAAUACCCUCUUGUCCCUGAGCGUCCUGCUCGUCUUGUUACAAAAACACCUAUUAUAUAGCACUACAAAAUUUGUUUAUAAAUAACUUUAGUGGAAACAAUAUAUAUCUAUAAAUAUUUAUAAAGAGAUAUAUAACAAAUGCCAUGCAAUACACCUCUAAAUUAAUUCAAAACGUUAUUGAAAAAUAAGUGACAAUUAAGCUAUUUGGACUUGGUAUAAAAAUAGUAAAGUAAUACGAGGGAUAAGAGUUUUUGGUUAUUUUGGGUGUGUGUGUGUGUGUGUGUCUCUCUCUCUCUCGUUGGAUUUAUUACUGAAUUCCCUGCUGGUAUUUAAAGUUAUUACAGAGAUACUGUGGCACUAAUGUGACAGCCAUAGUAAGCUUAUGCUUAAAAUAUGCUGCUCACCCUCUUUACCCCAGGCACAGUAAAGAUUUCUGCACCUGCUUGUUAGUUUGAUGAAUGAUUUGUUGAAAUCUGAUAGAAAUGUGGGAUGUUUUGCAUUACUUGUGGUCAGAUGUCCGUUAUCGGCUUCUGGUUGACACCCUAGUUCAUAGCCAUUCUAGAAAGCAGUGUUUAUGUUAAGGUUUUUUUCCUGCCCCGCUUCUGUUCCUCCAGUGAACAUUGCACAAUACAAACCUGUAUUCCUAACGCUAUACAGUCCCUUUCCCUGGUUGUUUUAAUACCCCCUCUCCCACGUUUGCCAUAAAAAUGAUUAAUUCCAGCCUCUUCAGACUCCUUUCUCGUCUUCCAGCGAGAGUCCACUUUUAUGAAAUACUCAUAACCCAGUCAAAAUAUAUACUAAGACAAAGUAGGGACGAUUGCUGCGGGACCAAAAAACGCUCUUUCUAUGGAAUAUCCCGUGGGAGAGUCCUGUGCGAAAGUACAGCACUGACAUUGGCUCUUGGCAGCUGAUAAGGAUGGCGACACCUGUGAGAGACCUGUUCAGGUAAGUAAAUCACAGCUUUCCUUGCCCCCCCAUGGCCACUAAACCCCAAGCAGCCAUGUCACUGUAUGCAAAGACAGAGCUGCUUUAAAACUACAGGUUCACUGCACCCACACCAUUUAAAGGACCACUAUAGGCACCCAGACCACUUCAGCUUAAUGAGGUGGUCUGGGUGCCUGGUCCAGCUAGGGUUCACCCCUUUUACAGUGAGAAGACGCCAGCGUCCAUAGGAAAGCAUGGUAAAUGCUUUCCUAUGGACUGGCUGAAUGCGCGCGGCUCCUGCCGCGCAUGCGCAUUCAGCCGAAGAGGGAGGAGAGCUCCCCGCCCAGCGCUGGAGAAAGAGGUAAGUUUAACCCCUUCCUCUCCCCAGAGCCCGGCGGGAGGGGGACCCUGAGGGUGGGGGCACACUCAGGGCACUAUAGUGCCAGGAAAACUAGUGUUUUCCUGGCACUAUAGUGGUCCUUUAAUGGAGUGCUCUGGGUGACCAUAGUGCCCCUCUAAUACACUGUAUUAAAGAAGAAACCACAGAUCUUAACUUAUAUUCUCUAAUAAUACUUUUAAAAGCACCCACAAGCACUGUAACAUAUAGACAGUAGAAGGAGGCUUUGGCUGCAGUCCCUCUGAUUUGUCUUAUUUAACCGGUCUAUUAAACACGUUUACUACCAAAGUUUAUCCAGAAAACUCAACCGGAUUUUGCUUUCUGAAUUGUGAAUAGCCUUGUAGUUUCUACAGAUUUAACAAAUCCUAAAAUGGGAAGCUUAAGAUGCCAAUAUUCAAAACUAGCAAACCUUACAUUAAUGUAUGUAUAUGUAAUGUAGAACAAUAGAGAAAAUAUUCCCCUUAAUGUAUUUUUAUUUUUUGUUACUUAAAAAAAAAAAAAAAAAAUGGUAAUCUAUAUUAUGGAUGUGCUAGUCCAGGCAUAGGCAACCUUCGGCACUGCAGAUGUUUUGGACUACACCUCCCAUGAUGCUUUGCCACAACAUGAAGUCCACAACUAUCCAUGUGCUAUUCAUUCUGUCUUUAUUACUACAAAGAAUGUCAGAACUAAUGGUGGGGGAUGGGAAAUUUAAGUUAUAUUGUCAGUAUUGAAAUUCUAUCAUAUAUGGUUGUUUGUUAUCCUAAUCUUUCAGAAGAUAAUGUGAAGACAGGGCUGUAGAAAUGCCGAUCUAAUGAUAUCAUAAAUAUGGCUAAUUCUUAUUUUCUUUUCCUGAACCACUUUUGUUUCAACCCUGUGAAUAGGCGUUCGCUGCCUUUGAUCUCUGUUAAGUAACCUGGAAUGGUAGACUGAUGCAUUCCUUGUUUGGUCUGUGGAGUCUCCCUCAAGGCUUCUCUUUGUAAUUCGACUUGUAUAGGAUUUUAUAACUGAAGGAGUAAGCAGUGAAAUGGUUCUGCAACUGUUUAUUUCAGAAUUUUAUGUUACAGGGACUCUCCUUAAACUGGAAUGUCUUUUUUGUUGCAGAAAUAUGACCCAUCCCCCCCCCUUCACCUCAACCCCCUGUGACAUUGAAAAAAGCUACGUUGUACAGUUAAAGGGUCACUAGGCACUAUAACAACUUCAUUUCAUUAAAGUUGUUAGAGGUGCCAUCCCUUCCUUCUCUGUUAAACUGUUUUUAGAAGAUUCUGACACUGAAUGAGAAUCCGUCACAGCCCACAUACCAAUCUACCUCUGCCGCUAUGUAUAAGGCGCCUGCUGGCCCUCGUCUCGCAGAGAGAAGCAGGGAAUGGGGCUCCGGGAUAACGGUCAGUUCUCUCCAGAUUUUUGUUCACAGAAUAUCAUUCAUCGAGAGUGAUUAGCUCAUGCUCUCAGCAAGUAAAUGGCCUGCGGGACUGAUUCAAAGUUUCUAUAAUUAAUAUUAUUGCCAUUUAUAUAGCGCCAACAGAUUCCAUAGCGCUUAACAAUAUUAUGAGAGGGGGCAUUUAGUUAUAAAUAGGACAAUUAUAAGAAUACUUACAAGAACGAUAGGUUGAAAAGGACCCCGCUCAAAUGAGCUUACAGUCUAUCGGAGGUGGGUUAUGUGAUCACUGGUCACAGGAGGAGCCUCUGUGUCCAGGAGAACCGGGUAAGAAGUUAAACCACUGCAAAACAGUUUGCCCCAUUACCAGUAAACGGGGCCAGGGUACUACAGCGAUCUGUAGUAGUUCUGAUACUUGAAGUAACUGUUUAGUAAAUAAAUAUAUAUAUAUGUAUGUAUGUAUAUAUGUGUGUGUGUGUUUUAAUCCUUAUGGUAAAUCAUACUAUCUAUGCAUAAGGGACCUUAAACUGUUAAAGUGAGUCUCUCAUGGCACAAUCACUAGGAGUUGUCCUUUGGCUGACUUGCUUAAAUUGCAUUUAAAAAAAAUUAAAACUACUUUCGAGAGGGCCUACUUUUCCUUUGGCUGUGUUAUGUGGCUAAAACUUGCAAUUCCAGUUUUCUUUAACAUUACAAAACCUUACAAGAUAAAGGGAUUAAAUACCGGAAAAUGAUGUAAGUGAGAGCAUGAUUGUUAAUUAACACAGAAUUCAUAAUCUCCAUUGAGCCCAGUGAUAUCCACCAUGUGCUUUAAGCCACUUAUACUGAAACAUGCUCAAAAGAUUUUGGCUCACAUUCAUAUGACACUCCAGAGAAGACGUUAAUCUGAAAGAACUAACAAGAGCUGUCUGUUUCUCAGGCUGUGUGGGUCCUACAGCAACAUUUUUAAAUAUAUUUGGAAAUCGAAGGCAUCAUAAAAGCGAAGCGAGGAGCAACAAUGGGGGAUCUGUCACUUCCCGGCAUUUUAACGUGUUUGUGAGGUCUGAAAAAUAAAUUAAGAAAUCCACCCCUUUGUAUUUACUUCUAUCCUGGAACGAAGUGCCAUCUUGAUUCCCUGUCACCUAUUGUUAGAAGAUGUAUCCUUUUCCCCCACUUACUAUGUUCAAGGACAGAAAAGUAACAUUGGGACAUAUUUAUCAAACAUCCUGCUUCACUGUGUGAGUGUAACUCAGUGGUUUAGUGGGGGGAGUAAGUAACCUUUUUUCCACAUGAUGUCCGACUGCGAGGUUUGUCAGUGGAUGCCGCCCCUUCCCCACCCGCCAUAGCUUUAAAAAAAAAAAAAAAAAUAGUAGAUACCUCCCUAAUUUAAUAUCCUUGUGUGGAAUAGCCUUUUUAAAAGGAAUAAUCCAAUGGAAAUAAGUAAUAUAUAUAUUUUUUAUUUAUAGAUAUGUUUUUCUACAAUUUACUAGAUGUAACCACAAUGGCAACAUUCAUUUAAUUAUACAUUUUUCCAUUGUGGAUAUAUCCAAAAACGGCUUGCAAAAGCUGCAGAUCUCUUGUCUGCAGCCUCUGUAAGCCUUUCCCUCCUAACCCCGCCCAGACUUUCUGUGCCUGUCCAAUCAUAGACUUCCCAAUGCAGCUCAAUGAAAAGUCUUCUCAAGGUAGAUGCUCUGAGAAAUUGCUGCUUCUUGAGUUUCUCCACUGAGCUAACCAAACCAGGAAGUAAAUGGACCAGUUAUCUGACAGCCAGCGGGUGUAACAAGGUUAAUUUAUAAAAGUGUAAAUUUAUUGACAAUCUGCACUUCUAGUAUAAUGAAAAAUAGAACACACACUGUGUGCUUUGUGUGUGGAAUGUCUUUUUUAGGGACAAACUCGAGAGCCAUCCAAACAACUAAAAGAUACAUUUUGGUUUUUAAUUUUAAUCUUUCCCCUAUAGGGGUAGCAGUACUUGUAAUUUAUAUUUGUUAAUAAAAAUGUCUUAAGUUCUACCUUUGUGUGGAAUAAGGAUUAUGCUACAGAAGAGGUAUAGAUAAUACUGUAGUGACUUGCUCUAGUAUUGCUAAAUUGUGUUUUGGUGUUUUAAUUCUAAUUUGGCUGCAGUAAUUUGGAUUGGCUAUAUUUUCAUUUAUGCUUUAAUCAUACUGGGUGUAAGUGGUAUUAACAGGGACGAUUGCCAGAAUUACUGGCUGCAGCCUUUUCAAUUCAUCUGCAGACUAGCAGCGGAUUAGAGGUGGGUCGCGAUGCCUGCUAGAGUACGGCAGGACUUGCCAGCCCAGUACUGUGUGGUUUUGUGUGUGGGCUGUUGGCCCACAAUCUCGCUUCUCUCCCGAGCUGUACUGGCCCACUGAGAUAUUUCCCAUGAGAUGACAGUGUAUGGGGCAAGCUGAGCCCCCAGACUACAAGAAGUAUGUUUGAUGUGGAGUUGUUUGCAAGAGACAACGGGCUGGGAUGACACAUUACUGUGUUAAUGCCACGGCGUGCUGCUCAGGUCAUACUGACAGAGAAUGCAGGUGUGUGUGUGUGUGUGUGUAUAUACAUAUGUAUGUAUGUGUGUAUGUAUAUGUGUGUGUGUAUGUAUGUAUAUGUGUGUGUCACACCCGGUGACUGCCGCAGCCUCACUCUGUCAAACCUAUAUAUUGUUUGUAUUGUGUGAGUACGUCCGCACAGAGAUCUGUGAUGUUAAUGUGGGGCUAACUUUUGCGGCCCUUUUGCUCAGAGCUACGGUGUGUUGGAGUUUUAGUGUUGUGACUGUCUCUGUGACAUUAAAUAUUCAGUAAAUAGUGACACUGACACAAGACUGUAUCAGAUAUGACAUCCAUCCAAAUGUUUGUGUUGCUAUUGUUAUUUUUGCAUUUUUCUACAUACUGGGUGGGCCUUCUAAUGAAACAAAAAAAUAUUUAGAAUAUGUCAUUUUAUUUUUAUAAAGACUGCAAGAAAGUACUCUAAUUUGAAACCUCAUCAUAGUAAUUUCUUAUCUACAAAUCUGAUGCGGGACCAGGUGAUAAUUCAUUUUUCUACUUUUGUAGUAGAAAUGGUGAAUGAUUGACCUACCUCUAUUUUCAAGUUACCAUUUCUGUGUAGUGUCAGUAAUGCUUCAGAUUGAGUUACAUUUAUUGAAAAACAUUGAGAGAAGCUCAAAUAUUGUUUAUUGCAAAACUCGGGAUCUGUCAUUCUCAAGUGCAUGCGGUGCAUGAGUGUUUUUGAAACUGGUUUAACCCUUUAAGGACACAUGACAUGUGACAUGUCAUGAUUCCCUUUUAUUCCAGAAGUUUGGUCGUUAAGGGAUUAAAUCAUUUUAUUUAUUUUUUUGCAUGCAGUAUGGAGUUCCCAUUAGAAGUCUAUUCUUCAACACUUUUGGCUCCUCUACGCGCAAUCCUGUAACACUGUGACGUUCUGGCAUGGCUGCCAUGGUAGUUUUAAUUUAAACCACAACAUCUUAUUUGGGAAUCUCUAUUUCAAUGGGGUGUAUAAAGUCACCUCAAAUUGUAACACCAACACAUUGCAGGCUUGUGCAUUAAAGGUGUCGUGUUUUCGUUUUCUAGUUUAGUUUUUGUUUCACUGAUAAAGGAAAUAUUAAAUCAAGCACAGUCAUAAUCCAGCGUGCAGGGGUUUUACAAUAAUAUAACACCCAACCACUGAUCCUGUCCCCUUGGAAUGAGUUUGACUCUGACUGGGGACACUUUACCAUGUAGCACCACCCUCCUUCAGCACAUCCACAGCAGAAUGGAGUGAUCCGUCACAAUGCUCCUAUUAUCUAGCGUCUGUGAGAAUAUGACAGAAACUAGAACUCAUGCACUUUAGUUCCUGUUCAGGCAUAGGCAACCUUCGCCACUCCAGAUGUUUUGGACUAUACCUCCCAUGAUGCUUUGCCAGCAUUAGAAGUGUAAGAGCGUUAUGGGGGAUGUAGUCAACAACAUCUUGAGUGCCGAAGGUUGCCUAUCCCUUCUGUCACUCAGUUCUCUGAAUACAAUUGUUCUAUGCAUAAAUUAAAUGUCAGGUGGAUUUCAUUUAUUGAUCUCUAGCUUGAAUUUGUUUUCUGGUGGAUUUUAAAUAUCGAUCCCACUAUAAAAAAAAAUAAAAAAUAAUUGAAUUCUGUUCUUCUUGCACAGUUAAAAUCGGAUGCAGUUUCAGUUGUGUAAUAUGACAUGUACAUUUGAAUGCCUUUAAGCAGUUCACCAAUCUAUCAAGCAUUUAAAUGUUGGCAUGAUGUGGUGAUGGUGGGGGUGGAAUCAAAGCCCAUGAACUGAAAUACAUAAUAAACAUUCACUAUACUGAGGUGUUAUUUAUUUGUUUGUUGGUAUUUCUAUUCUGCAGAGUUGUAGAAUAGAGGAAAUACAGACUAAUAAUUAACAUGUAAAUAUACAAAAGGAACAGACGACCCUGCCCGUGAGCUUACAAUCUAGUUUUAGCACUCUUUGUAGUGGGAAUUAAAUGAGUGGGGCUGUAGUAGGUUGCAUUUUAUUUUAUUUUUUUGUGCCAUAAAAGUAACUUUGGUAUAAUGCAAAAUAAAGCAAACUUGUAUGUAUGAUCAGUCAAAUACAUUCUCAUUUUAUUUUUUUUCUUGUCUGUUAUGAAAUAAAAGCCAAGAGGAAGUUUGUGCUUGGGAAUGUCUUUACUUAUUAAGUUUGAACAUGAGGAAAAUAUAAAAAUAAAAAUGGACUGCUGAACAGUUUGAAUUCAAAUAUUGUACACACACCUAUAAAUGUCACAUUUAAAACUAUUCGGCAGUCGAUUGUGUAUCGAUCUAUCAAUAAAUAUGUGUAUAAUGCAAAUGUCUGUAAAAACAUUAUGCAUAUUGUCACAGAUUUUGUGCUUAUUUAAAUAAAUCACAUGUACAGGACAUUUUGUAAAAGCCGGUAAAUCCUGAAUAUGUUUCACUUUGUACACCAUAUUUCUCUUACUGAAAACGUCUUUCUUUAUUUUUAACAGGUACAAUGGCUGCCUCCCAAACGGAGACAGAGGAAGAAGAAAAAGUAGAUUCGCACUGUAUAAACGUCCCAAAUCUAAUGGCGUCAGAGCCAGCUCGGUGCACGUGAUUUCAACCCCUCAGGCCUCCAAGGUAGGUGCUGGUUUAAACGGUCAUUGUGUUAUUGAUGACAAAUUAAUAACUUGCCCACGUGGAUCUCGUCUGGCACUUGGUUAUAAACUGCUUUAAAGGAACAACAGAGUGUUUUAGUGUUAUGUGGACUCUCCGGACCCUUCUAUUCUAAUCUGCACUUUUCAUACAUACCUGUCCUCCUCUUCUCAGGGAACCUUUUAUGUUCGGGUUCAUGUAUGAACGAAGUGUGUGUACAUGUUCCAUUCCAGCUGCUCUGGAGCUAUUUAACAAUGACUUUUAUUUAAUUUGUCCAUCCCUCCUGUAAUCUACAUGUGACAUGUGCAGUGUUCAGGGCAUACCAGCCAUUCCUAUUGUUAUACACUGGCAUGAUGCUAAGUACAUGUAUGUGCAGGGCUUCAGUAGGAGAAAUGAGUAACUGUGUCCCAGCAGUCCUUAUCAUGGGCGUAUGUCCCAUUGUUUGGGAUUUUAUUUUCUUUCUAAGGUGUCUAACAUCGGGAAGAUAUUCACCUUCUUUUUGGUCAGUUCCAGCCCUCUUCGAUACAGAUUUCUUACCUCCCUCUUUUUGGAUUUACUAUUACCGGGGCUCAUAAAUAAACGCUCACUAACAUUUGCUUUUUAACUAAUUUUUUUUAUAAAAUGUCUGUGAACCUCUGCCAGUGCCGGGUAUUUUCUUUAAACAUUUCCUUUCUCAAUAUAUGUACAGCUUUAUGUAUGAUGAUCCAUUUAAAUUCUACCACUGCAGGCACACGAACAAACUAAUGCAGUCAGUUGUAAUUGUUGAAAUCCGUUUUUAUAAAUGUUUACUGUAGAACACGUUGCACUGUAAUAAGAUUAUUUACAAACACGUCUUGGAUACCCGUUAGUCCGCAAACCUUUUACCUGCUACAAAUGAAACCUAUAAAGUACAGCUGUACAGCGGAAUUACAGAAAUGUAAACAAAUACAGUUUUAUUUAUACCAGGGCUUGUGUGAACGUCUUGUUCCUGUAAUUUUUGUGGCUAUAAAAGGAAUCUGAAAAUGUUUGGAGCUGAAUAGCUUUACGUUACCAUAACCCUAUAAUUACCUUGUGUGUGGUAUUUUUAACCCUUCCUCCCAGCCGAGGAGAAUGAACGAGUUAGUGUACAAACCCUAAACAGCCCUAAACAAAACAAAAAAAUUGUUGUAUUUAUUUUUAAUGUUUUGUUUCCUUCUUAUCCUUAUUAUGAAUUAUCGGUUUAACUAAAUGUAUGUGUGUUUACUCAUCCACAAAUCACAUCUAUUUCCAUACAGUAAUACAAUGCAAUGUGCAGGAAAAAAAAAUCUAUUCAGAUUUGAAUAAAAAUUAUUUCUGUUGCACCCAGCAGUUGUCAAUCAGCCAGCCUGUCCUGCUACUUAUUGCUGGUUUAUUUCAGUUUAGCUGUGUUAGAAAGUCUGUGAUUGGAGAGCAACAGAAAGUCUGGGCGUAGUUAGAAGGAGGGGGCUUGCACAUGCUGCAGACAAGAGCUCUGCAGCUUCUGUUAGCUGUUUUUAGAUAUAACCCCAGUAAAAAACAAUGCAUAAAUAAAUGCAUGUAUGUUCACGUUGGGAGUACAGAUACUAAACGUUUUUUUUUUUGUUUUUUUUUUAUUUGGGUAGUGUAGUGUCCCUUUUAAUUGUAGUGAUCUUCCAGAUAAUGGCAACAUAAUAAUGGUAGUAUUAUUGUGCAGGUUUGGAGUAUUCUCCAGCUAUCCUAUUUUGGGCUUAAUUCUUAAAACAUAGCUAAUAAAUCCCUAAACAGGUAUGUCUCAGAAAGGGCUGCUUAUCAGGCUUUGAGAGUAGUGAUUGGAAUAAAUUACUAGCCCCCUGUAUUUACAUUUCUAGGUCACUCCAAAUUUAAUGCUCAAAUAUUACAAACACCAUCCCUGGUGAUGACUCACGUCCGGCAACCACCAAGACUUUUAAUAGCCCUAUAUACAUAAUAUACUCUUGUCCUGCAACUAAACUGUUAAGUUUGGUAACAUGGUAAGCCAAUUUUAUGGUCGGGUAAACUGUGAAUCCACAAGUGUCAAGACCGAUGUUAAAGAGGCUAUGUCACUUUGGAGCAUUUCGUAAAGAUAAUUGUUAUGAAAUAUUCAUAUUGACUGUGCUGGAAUUUUAUUAAAAUUACAACAGACAAUAAUAGAAGACAAAGUAGGGACAUCUGCUGUCAUCUUAUGUCAAUUCCCACAGCUGAUAAUGGCUGUGGCAAAAGGCAUCUUGUCUCGCUUUGCGAGUGCAGUUUUAUAGAGGAUCUUGACGUUUCUUAGGAUCUCUGUGCACUGGCUUCUGGUGAUACAGCACUAAUAACCGCAGAUAAUGGCUUAAGGUAAGUUUCUCCCCUGGGCAGCCACACACCAAGCAGGCAAUGUCACCUUUAAGAGGCCUUUGCAAAGUAUGACCUUUAAGGGGCUGAACUACUUUGAGUAAUAAUUCGAUAGAGCAGAAAUAGCAGUGCUUAAAUGGAUUCUAUAGUGCCAGGAAAACAAAGCAGUUUUCUUACAGUGCCACCUCUCCCGUGCAGCUGAAGGGGUUAAAUCCCCUUUAGUCACUUACCUGAAGCCAGUGCCGAUGUCCCUCUGUGCUGGGUCAGGCUCCGCCCACGCUCCUACACCACAGACGUCAGCUGGCGAGGGAGACCUAUUGCACAUGGCUGCGCUUGUAUUAGUAUCAUUGUAUUAUUCAAUGCUUUCAUAUAGGGAAAAACUGAUGCUGGAGGUCCUCAUGCAUAGCGUGAGGACGUCCAGCGUCGGAUAAUGGACCAAAGGUCCAUUUGGAUUCUAAACGUUCCUCUAGUGGCUGUCUGGUAGACUGCCGCUAGAGGAGGAAUUAACCUUCAGGGGUAAAUAUUGCAGUUUCUCAGAAACUGUGAUAAUUACCACUGUAGGGUUAAAGGACAUGGGACAUUGCACUCAGACCGCUUCUGUCUACAGUGUUCCUUUAAAGGUGUUAAUAGAAAUCUGUAUUGCUAAUGCUAUAAGGUCCACGUCCCCAUUUGUAUUAAGCCUCCUACCCCAAUGUUUGCAUUACAAGUUUUACUUGCCUUUUUCCAGUGCCAAGGCUUCCUUGGUGCUACUCACCUCUCCAUCUCCUGUGACACAACAGAGGAGAUGGGCCUUCUCCAGGUUGGUCCAACAAGCGCUGUACAUGCAUGCUUUUCCAUUGGUAUAUUUCCAUUCGUAAGCAUUGUAUUCAGUACUUUGAGUUUUACUCUGUCAAUACCGCAGAAGCAUACUGACAGCCUCUAGAGGUGGACUUAACCCUGCAACGUAACCUCUGUGUAAUGUUUACAUGAUCGCUGUACCAAGAACACAUAAUUGAGAGGAAGUGGUCUGGCUGACUAUAACAUCCCUUUAAAGAAACCCCAUCUGUAGUGGUCCACAGCACAGUCAUAUGUGUAUGAGUAAGGGCACUUUUGUAGUCCAACAUGUAGAUGGCUUCUAUCUAACUUGUCUGCCUGCAUGUGCUGUACAUAAUAACUAUUGACUAAACUACAUACUUUCAUUAAAAUGUAUUCUGGCUUAUUUCAGCUAUUUAAUUCUGAGACGUGCAACUUCCACGUCAGCCGCUCACAGGAAGAGGGGUCGGUAAGAUUCUGUUUUUUAUUUUGAGAUAGUUAGCCCCGUAAUUGAUAAUUCAAUGUUUAGUGUAUAAGCUGCCAAUACCAGGCCAGAGGGGGGAAUCUGUAUUUCAAGCAAACCCUGCGCAGACCUUAAAUUUCGUGAUUGAGCUGCCUGUGUGUCACGCAGAGCAGGCAUAGUGCUGUCAGCUUACAUAACCCAGUACCCUGCUUGGAUCAGCAUGGCCACAUACCAUGAUUAGUUAUUAACUCUUUCCUGUCUGAGCAACUGGUAGGUCAAGGGCCAUGCGCAUUGUUGAAGAUGUUUUGUAGACCGUAAAAAAAACAAAAACAAAAAUAAAAAACUGACUUUAAAAGGUCACUAUAACGUGCUCUUAAUUUGAUUUGUAAGAAAGCCACGUGUUUGCUUGCCAGGAAGGAAAUAAUCUAUAUAUUCCUCAUCAAAUAUUUAUAGAUCUGAUUUUCUUUGAGUGCCUUACGUAAGGUCUGAUUUGUUUCUCUUGGAAUGGCUGAAGGUCCGUAUGAACGUUGGGAUUUUCUAGUUCUUGUCGCUUUGCAUGUGGUUAUUGGUGACUUCAGUAAAGUAUUUACCCUUGUGCCAACUAGACCUGGGCAGCCGAGUGUAGUGGGAGGCAGGGUACUGGUUUUAAUUUGGAGUGUUCAUAGUUUAUGGGACACAAGGAUUUUGACGUUUCUAGCCAAGCAGUGUACACUGCAUUGUUUAGGGUGUGUUAAUGUUCUGUGCUCGAUUCUCUCCAACAAUUGUAUAUUGUCUGUUCUUAGCCAAAGCAAAGAACGAGUGGGAAUUUACACAGCUGUCUGUAUGAUUUCCACAGUUUUAAAGUUUCCCAAGAAAGUACACACCCUGUUCUUAGCCUUUCUUAGAACACAAGAUGUUAAAGGCUUUCCAGCGUUCCUAUAAUGCCUUCUGAAAGGUUUCUUUUUGUAUCGGUGUUAUGAAUAAAGCAGAUUAUGCAACUUUACUGUGUAAGGUAUCUUUCAGUAACUUUGAACUAUUCUGCUUCACCUGGACUAACUCGGGGUGUAUUACUGCAGUAGUCAUUGCUUGGCCUGUUCAUUUUAUGUAUUAGGAAAGUAAUUGGAUAUGCUUAUGAAAGCAAGCAAGCUGGAGGCUGUGUGUAAUGAUGUGGAAUUUAGCAUAAAAGAAAUACAUGUAGAACCUAUAAUGAAAUAACUUUGUAUCAGACUUGAGCUUUGAUCUAACUAGGAAAUGGCUUGGCCAGUCAGGAGCCUCUUUGUGGUAUGUGGAGAUUGUAUAUCAGCACAUCCAGCUCUCGGUUAAAAAGCUGACACUUCAGAUUAUUGGUGACUGUCCCAUAUCUAAUCCCAGCAAAGACUGUACAACUGAUAAUACAAGAGAGGACCCACUCACAAUACAUGGUGGUUCUUCUAACCCCAUAAACUAAUGCUGCACUUCCCAAUGACCCGUCCCGCUGUGUUAUUGGACAAGUACACGGACAGGAACAAGGAAGAAUUUAAGGAUAUAGGAAGCGAGUUAUAAUGCUGUGAUUUUAAUUACUUUCUUUCAAAAUAUGUACUUUAUGUUUAAUGGAAUAGAAAGGCCACGUGCAGCAGUAAAAAAUGGGAAAGUUACAAUUUGUCAGGGAUGGACUUUAUAAAGAAAUAAUGGUUAUAUGGGAAAUCCAUUGUGUAAACUGCUAGUCACUUCUUAUUUAGUCCUCAUUGGUAAGCUGUCAGUCAAAUGAUACCUUUACCAUGUUUAAUAAAUCAGUCGAUAAACGACUUGCACAGUAAAUGUUAAUGCUGGGUGUAAAGUGAAUGGCUUAUUAGCAGGUACUCCUCUAUUUUAAACUCCCCAGACUGCCUAAGGAAUCCGCAUCAGUGUUCCUCAAAGUAGCGGAUAUUUAAGUUUAAUGAAUGGACUGCAGUGAGUGUUUCAUUGUCUAUGAAUACAUUGCAUAGUAAGUACUAUGUCUGUUGAUUCAGCGCUCACUGCGGGUAGAAGUGAUGUCUGGUGGUCAGAACAGGACUAGUGUGUUGUCUUUCUAAAAUAUGCCCCACAGAGCAAUUAAGUAGGGUAUAUCACAUGCACCAAGUUUCAUCUGCCAAAUUGUCUGUUGUUUGUUUUAAAGGGACACUAUAGUCACCAAAACAACUUUAGCUUAAUGAAGCAGUUUUGGUGUAUAGAUCAUGGCCUUGCGGUCUCACUGCUCAAUUCUCUGCUAUUUAGGAGUUAAAUCACUUAUUUAUACAGCCCUAGUCACACCUCCCUACAUGUGACUUACACAGCCUUCCUGUAAAGAGGCAGCUAAUAUUUAUCCUUCCUUUAUUACAAGUUCUGUUUCAUUAAGAAUUUCUUAUCUUCUGCUCUGCUAGUAGCUUGCUAGACCCUGCAGGAACCACCUCUAUGUGAUUAAAGUUCAAUUUACAGAGCAGGAGAUAAAAUCUUUUAAUGUAAGUUACAUCUGAUUCAAAAUGAAAUUUUUUUUAUUUUUUAUUUUUUUUUCACUGCAUGCUGUCCGACACAGCCAGAGAAGGUGUGGCUAAGGCUGCAUAAACAGAAACAAAGUGAUUUAACUCCUAAAUGACAGUGAAUUGAGCAGUGAAACUUCAGAGGCAUGAUCUAAACACAAACAGUGCUUCUAAAAUAGUUUUGGUGACUAUAGUGUUCCUUAAUUCUUCAUGAAAUAUUUCACUUUAUAUAGAUAGGGUUUUUUUUUUUUUAAACCGGCGAAGACCAAUUCAGGAUUCACUAUAGAAACCACAAUACUAGUUUAGAGCUACAUUUCUUCGCUUAAGUGUGAUCGAUCAUUGGUUCUAGUUCCGUGCAUUAAUUUAUUCCUCUUGUAUUGAGUAAAAGCAGAUUGUGCAUAAUUUAUGAUCCACCAAGUGUUCUUCAAUUUAACUCCGAUGUUUUUUUACAUUUUAUGUCCAAUUUAACCAGCUCGAAUUGUUUCUGUUUUUAGACUGUUUUUGUAGUGCUGGCAUGCCAUAUGGCAGUUUGGUGGGCAGCUUAGAAAUAACUUUGCAGAUUUGUAAUGGCUAGAAUCAAAGUAGAAUAUACUAUACUGGACAACACAUUUAGUCUUCUAGUAAUUUAUUGUGAAUAACUAAACUGUGUAUAUGUGUGUGUGUAUAUAUUUAUUUAUUUGUGGUUAAUGGUAUGUGAGCAUGAAGGUGUACGGGAGUGGAUAUUUCUGUUUUGUAUAUGACAUUUCAGUGUUUCUGUUUUUAGUAUGGGAGGGAGGAGGGGGGGGGUGUUGCUGAUGGCAGAUCAUGAAUUAAACCUGUGUAGUGACCAGAUGGUGUCUAUGUAUUAUACUGCUGCAAUGAACAAGGAAUCAAUAAAUUGACAUAGCUAAAAUGGAAACCAAACUUCUGAACCAGUGGGGCGGGGGUUGCCAUCUCUGCUAGUGGAGCAGGCGAACAGCAAUGAGCUGCAGAGAUGGCUACCAUAGGAUACUGACAGUUAUUAUUUUUUUUAGCCAAGUAUUGUUAAACAUCUACUCGGGUCCCCCACACUGAUACCGACCACCACUUGGCAUUUACCGUUUUGGAAGUUGUCCAAUUGUACAAAUAUCCCAGUUUGUUGCUAUAGCAAUUCCACCAUAAAUUUAAAAAGGUUCACUCUGUGCAUGCACAAUCUGUGAUUGUCUGAGCAAUUUGCCCUUAGUGUUUCCAUUUACACAGCUUGCCAAGUUUCAUGGGAAUUUAUUGCAAACUACAUACCCCAUGCCCAAAUAGUCUUCAGUGCUUAAAUGUGCAUGAAUAUAAUAUAGUAUAGUGUUUGCAUUAAUUCAAUUAUCUUGUUGUCUUUUCCACUCCUAGACGAGGCAGAUAUAAUUUAUAGUCAGAUGGCAACAGGUGUUUGGGCUUAGCUUGUAGAAUGGAAGCCAGGUGUUAGUUUAGCAACCCCUAUUAAUCUCUGCGGGAGAUGUUAAUACGUUUCUUAAACUUUAAAGAUUACCAGAUGUUUCCAUGCUGCAAAUUUGAAAUAUAAUAACAGGCAUUUUAAUGAUUAGUCACUCGUCCCUAAAAGAGUACAAAAAAUGACCCCCCAAGCCAGUCCUACCGUUCUAUAGGCUGACCGGUAGAUUCGUUCUGUAAGUAAAUGCAUUUUGUUAAAACGCAAUACACAUCAGGGUUCUCUGCAUGGAUUUUGACACUGCAUUUUUGCUUCUUGUAUUGGAUUUUCUUAGAAAAACCCAGAGCAUGUAACACAGGUUAUGCAAGUGUCUGUGAAUCCAUGAGAUGAUAAAAUGUGAUGUGUAGACAUUGUAUAAAUUCCCCCAUGGCAUUUUUCACAGUUUUACUACAGAUGGAAUAUUGAGCCUGCGAAUUACAAUAUUCAUUGUUCAUAAUUGUGGCUUAUUUUUAAAAAAAAAUUUUAUCUUCUGUGGUCUUUGCAUAUUUUGCACAUUACUACCGUGGCCCGGAGGGGUGGAGCAGAGGUUUGAUAUCCUUCCCUGAUGCCGUCCACAUUGGGCGCUGCCAUCCUUAAUCUUCAACUCCUGAAGAUCUCCUGAUAUUGCCAUGUAACGAGCGAGACAAUGCCUUAUUCCCACAGCCUCCACUAAGCGUGACCAUAAUUAUGGAGGCUCCCACCGUCUCACAUGAUCCUCCACAGACAUCAGUGUUGUACAAAAUUGACAAAACUUGACGGCGGUAGCUCUGCCUUUUGUCAGGUUAGGCAUUUAUAAUAAGACAAAAUAUUUCCUACUUUGUCUUAUAUCUUGGCUGCGGUGGAAUGUCAGUUUUUUUUCCAGCAUUUCAUAAAGAUUAUGCUCAGAAUGGUUUUUGUGUGGGUGACACAGCCUCUCUAAUUCCAUAACUGCUUUCUCUCAUGAUCCAAGGUGCUUCCAACAAACAUUCAACACAUAACUUCAUCAUUACAGUUAGUGUGAUCACAACUUCUCCCCUUCCACCACCUGCACAGCUCCUGGUCUUACUUUACUGAAGAGAAUUUUAGAAUAAUCCACUCUUACACGUGUUGUUCUUAUUCCAAACCUGGUCUGUCCAUGUGCUAAGCUACCAUUACCAACUUCCACAUGUCCCCAUUCAACCUACAUUGUAUCUCCGUGACACUUCUUACCCCUAAACACCUUGAACAGCUAGUACCUUGCUUUAAAUUCCCAAUUUCUUUUAUAGAUGGCUCGUUUGUACCUCUUUCUUACUGUAUGUUGUGGGUUAAAUGUAUUUGUAGGACUGUACCAUAAAUGAUACAUACAGUAACAACCCACAUUACAGAGCUAAAAUAUAGUAGCUGGUAACCUUUUCUCCUCCAAUACAUGGGAGACCAUAUCUAUAAUUUACAUUACACAUAUUUGGUUUUAAUCCUGGUGCCCCAAUUUGUUAAAUUGUAAAGCUGUACAUGGAGCCUUAACUCUUUCAAGGAUGGGAGAAACAAGUAAACCGUUUAACGGGCCAUAUGACAUUGCAGGACUCCCUCUAGAGUGCUUAACCCAACUCUGUUGAAAUAAUUAACUGUCUGGGUGCCGGAACAGCACAAUGGUCUGCAUGUUCCUCUUUGGAAACGUGACAUAUAGGGCCGGUGUGACAUUUAACGAGUAGGCAGGUAAAACUCCAUUAGGCCAGGAACUGAAUAAUAACGUUGUUCUUUGAAAACCAGAUCUGAUAGGGGAAAUGGUGCAUUCCCCUACAGCUACAAUUGGAAACAUCGACAAGCGUUCAAUCAAUUUUUGUGUCUUUGUUUUCCAUUUCUACAGGCGAUCAGCAGCAGAGGUCAACACAGCAUCUCCUACACACUAUCCAGAACCCAGACUGUUGUAGUGGAAUAUACUCACGACAAGGACACAGAUAUGUUUCAGGUAGGAACACCCCUCCACCCUACAAAAAAAAACCUAGAAAAUGACGAUUUUACCAUGUUAUUAGCAAUUCCCAUGUCGAUUCUCCAGAAUUGUCAAACUAGUAAAAGCAGAUUUUGGUCUUUUCUUCUGUUUUAAUCUAAAAUGUGUAAUUCCUGUCAGUCCUUCAUAGUGUGUGGAGUUCCCUCUGGCCAUUCUCCCAUUCAGCAUUUAACGGGUUUUAAUGCUAAAUGAGAGUCCCCAGCAGCCAAUCCCCUCUAUCCGCUGCUUGGACUAAUUCGGAAUCAUUGACCUGAAAGCGGUCAACUCACACUCUCAGCCAAUCCCAGCGCUCAUUGCUGGUAUGAAUUGGUAUGGCUAGAAGAAAGUGUGUAAUCUCUGCCUUUUCUGUACUUUCAGUAGGGGGUUGGUUGUAAGAAGCCAGAGACCCAGAUUUAGUGUUAAACUGCUUAAAAAGGUUUAACACUGAAUGGAGGGAUAGCCCAGGAGCCUCCAGGCACUAUAACCACUUCAAUUAGAUGAAACUGUUAUAGUUUCCAGUGUCCCUUUAAGGCCUAUCACCUGAAACUCUUAUUUAAAGGGAAUUAAAUCACAGUAAGUUUAAUAUUGGUGAUAAGUAAACCACACUAUAUCGCUGUUUCUAUUGAAACCUGCAUUUUUGUGUGCAAAAUAAAGAGUACACUCUUCACAUAUAAAACCUUUCAGCAAGCUUAAGUGCUUUCGUGGUCUGGAUUGGCUUAUAAAGGCUUACUCCAAGCGUCAUAAUCACUACAGUAAGAUUCAGAUACAUUCAUUUUCUGAGAGCACAAUCAUUCUGCCAAUCAUUGCAAUUCUGUGCAUAGCAAUAUACACAGAAUUGACACUAGCCAGCCCAGAAAUGUAGUUCCGUGCUGGCAGAUGAUGCCCCAGUGCAGUUACACCUCCAGCAGCAGAGGGGUGUGCAGCUUUUUAAAUGACAUACAGACUUAAAAUCACUGAAGUGGUCAUGGUGCUUGGAGUAAUCCUAAACAAAUGUUUAAAACUGUCCGAUUUCAAAUAUUUUGGUGUAUUAACUAAUCUCCAAACAGUGAAUGAAAAAUUAUAUUGCUUAUCUGUGACUAUAGUAGAGUUGAAGAUGUUUUUAUUUUUUCUAAUAGUCACUCUUGACCUAAUUUGUAAUUCUAUUUCAAUUAACCAGAAUUCUUUCCGAAUGCUAUAUUUUGUUUUUAGCUGCUGUGUUUUGAGAUGUUUUCUUUUUUUCCAUGUAACAACUCCUUUUAUAAUAAGUGUUUGUUUAUAUUGCUUUAGAUUGGAAGAUCAACAGAAAGUCCAAUUGACUUUGUAGUAACAGACACCAUUUCUGGUAACCAGAACGAAGAGACGCAGAUUACACAAAGUACAAUAUCCAGGUUUGCCUGCAGAAUAGUCUGCGAUCGGAACCCACCUUACACAGCUAGAAUCUUUGCUGCUGGGUUUGACUCCUCAAAAAAUAUAUUUCUUGGUGUAAGUAUAAUCCAUGCAUUGAUAGAGGAUAUAGAUGGCUGGCAGUAGUGGGCGAUACACAGUUCAGAUUUUAUAAACACUUGGGUUUGCUGAUCAUGUUAAAAUCAAGAUUUUCUGCUAAUAAAUCAUUAUACGGCUUUUUCAAAAUGUAAAUAAAUUAUAUUUCAGAAUCCAAAGUUCAUUGAUAAAUUGUUACAACCAUUGUAAAUGUUUACUGGGCCACAUUACCUGUCUAAACUCCAAAUAACAUACCUGCAUUUUUCUGGUAAACCAUAGAAGCUCCAAUUAUGGAGAGUCCCUAAAUUUAUCUCUACUGCAAAGAGCUAAAUGCUGAUAUUCUGUUAUUAUUAUAAAGCGCUACGGAAUCUGUUGGCGCUAUAUAAAUGUCGAAAAUGAUAUUAUUAGGGGGUGUCUAACUAUAAAUAGGACAAUUACAAGAAAACUUACAGGAACGAUAGGUUGAAGAGGGCCCUGCUCAAACGAGCUUACAGUUUAUGGACUGUUCAACUACUUGUGAUAAACUAAAGGCGUUAAAAUGUUUUAUGGUUACAGUUUAUACUUUUUGUGUGUAAUUCUGGGAAAGAACACAUUAUUUGAUUAUUUGUUAGGAGAAAGCUGCCAAGUGGAAGAAUCCUGAUGGUCACAUGGAUGGAUUAACCACCAAUGGUGUUCUCGUGAUGCAUCCAAGGGGCGGGUUUACAGAAGAGUCAAAGCCCGGCGUAUGGCGAGAAAUCUCUGUCUGCGGUGAUGUGUACACACUGAGAGAGACGAGAUCAGCGCAACAAAGGGGCAAACUUGUAAGAUUGCUAUUUACUUUUAUUUUUGUUCCCCAACGCCAUCCCCUAUUCUGGCUGAACACUUUAUUAAAAUAAGCCUUAAAGUGCAAAGUGAAUUCACAUUUUGCAUUAUAAUUUCCAGUGUAGUCCAAUGUGAACAGUGGUGAUUGGCUGGAGUUCUGGAAGCGAUUUAGUCCAGUGUUCGCAGCCAAUCAGUGGUGUCCAGCUUGGACAGGAUAGCCAUUGAUAAUGAACCCGUUUAGGAAUGGUUAGACAUAAUCUGGGACAACACUAUCAUUGUCUGAGAUCCCUGCACUACAGCAAGCUGCACUGGUUCUGUUGCUUAAAUGUUGCUCUCACCAGAACUUUAUGGCCUACAACUCCCAGUAUUCCUUUGUAUGAAGUGGAUGACCAGAGUAUCAGGUGAGGAGUUAUAGUUUAGGAACGGUUCAAACACUUUUUCAAGAGAGUUUUCAUGUGUGUAUGUUUAAGCACAUAUUGAAUGUUGCGUUAAUGAGUUUCUAAAGAUAAUUUUUUUUGGGGAGGGGGGUGGGGAUCAGGAUCUGUUGUGUUGCUGUUAUGUACUUCUCUUCAGACAAACUACAUUGCUUUUGAGAUAUAAUGCUAUAUUCUCAUAUUAAAUGUACAAAAUAAAUAAUUUAGAGCAGUGGAAGGCAACCUUUGGAACUCCAGAUGUUGUGGACGCCAUCUCCCACAUUGAUCUUACAGGCAUAAUGCUGGCAAAGCAUCUGGGGAGCUGUAGUCCACAUAAUCAGGAAUGCCGAAGGUUGCCUAUCCUGGAGGAGGGUGCAACUUGAAAUAGAGUAACCUACUAUUUUAAAGUUCUCUUAGUUGAUCUGUAGGUAGAUUUAUCUAGAACAAUGCAGAGUGUAGUUUACUGUGAGAUCACCUAAAGGUUUUCUAACAUCUCAUGCAUUUAGAUCUGAUAAAAUGUCUGACCUGUUAGGGUGUUUAGCCAACCCAUUAGAAAUACCUUUAUAUACUUUAGGUCACUUAAGUCAGCUUUACACUAUUCUUUUUUUUACAGCCCUAUCUACUCAUUUGGUUAUGUUGAUUACGGGAAUUUUCCUAUUCUAGCUUUGAAUGAAAAUACAGUAACAUACCUAUGUUUUUGGUUGCCCUAGGUGGAAAACGAGACCAAUAUUCUUCAGGACGGGUCUCUAGUUGACUUAUGUGGUGCCACCCUUCUUUGGAGAACAGCAGAUGGCUUGUUACAAACUCCAACUCAAAAACAUAUUGAAGCUUUGCGACAGGAAAUCAAUGCUGCCAGACCUCAGUGCCCUGUUGGAUUAAACACCCUAGCUUUCCCCAGUAUCCACCGCAAAGAUGUUGUGGAAGAAAAACAGCCUUGGGCUUACCUCACUUGUGGUCACGUACACGGGUAUCAUAACUGGGGUCACCGCAGUGACACAGAAGCAAACGAGAGAGAGUGUCCGAUGUGUAGAACAAUUGGCCCGUAUGUGCCUCUUUGGCUUGGUUGCGAAGCAGGAUUUUAUGUAGAUGCUGGCCCUCCCACCCAUGCUUUCAGCCCAUGUGGACAUGUCUGCUCAGAGAAAUCUGCCAAAUAUUGGUCUCAAAUCCCACUUCCUCAUGGUACACAUGCAUUUCACGCUGCCUGCCCUUUCUGUGCAACACAACUGACUGGUGAAGAAAGCUGUGUCAAACUUAUUUUCCAGGGUCCUGUUGACUGAUGGUAUUUAUAACAAACAAUAAAGCUUUGUUAAAAAGAAAAAAAAAAUUAAAUACUGUGAAAUUUUCACCACUAAUAUUAGAAUUGAUCUUUUUAUAAUUUUAGUAAUGGGGAGCAAAUAGAUAACCUUUUUCCAGUGUCCUUUGAACUGAUCAGAUGUCAAUGCUAUGGCAUGCAUACCAGCAGCUUAUUCAUCAUUUUGGGUUUUUCUCUGUUCAAUUUGUUUAGCUGUUUUUAGCUUCUUUUUUCUUUUUCCCCCAAGAGGAAUGUUACUUUUUAUUUUUACAAUUUAGAAAAAUCAUUCUUUAAACAUUUUUUUUUUUCAGCGUAAAAAAAAGAAGAAAAAAAGCUUUUGUUGAAUGUAAUUUGACGUUAAAGGAUGAAUUACUUUGCAGUUCUAAUUUCUGCAGUAGUUUUACAGUUUCUUUAAAUAUAACUCAGCGGAAAUUGGUUUUAUAGCCACUAAAACCUUUUGCAGGUCUGUUUGCAAAUUAAUGCAAUUCCUUCACUAAAACUCCAUUUCUUAUUUUGUAUGACCAGGUCCCAUGGCUCUCAGAAUAGAUUUUCAGUAAUUAUCUGUUAAAGGAACAGUGAGUCUUACUACUUUUAGGCAGCUCUUAAUGCCCAAGUUCUAUCGCUAUAAGUAUUGAUUGUGGUGAGAUGUACGUUAUUGUUUUAAUAGUGCUUGUGCAUUCAGAAAGGUAAAGGAGACUCAAAAUCCCCCCAGUCAUUAAUCAUUUCUCCUACCAAAUCUUCAGUUAUGCUCUAGAAGCUAUGAGUUUUGCUGUCUGUGUCUUGAACCCUUAGAAAUAAAUGCAAUGAUCUAGUCCUGUUCUACUGCCUAGUUGACCACUAAAUUAAUUUUACUCACUCACUUAAAUAUUAAUUGGGGGUAUAAAUACUAAACAUUAAUUUACUAUUUAUUUAUAAUUAUGCAUUUUUCACAGAGGCUGUAUCUAAAAACAGCUUGCAAAAGCUGCAGAUCUCUUGUCUGCAGCCUUUGCAAGCCCUCCCCUUCUAACCCCGCCCAGACUUUCUGUGGCUGUCCAAUCACAUAUUUCCCAAUGCAGCUGCUCUGCGCAAUUGCUGCCUCUUGAGUUUAGCUCCACUGAGCUAAACAAACCAGGAAGUAACAGGAACUGUUGUUAAUUUAUAAAUGUGCCCAUUUCUAUUGAAAUCUGCACUUUUUUUCAUGAAAAAGAGGACCGUGUUCACAUAGAAAGUACUUUAGCUUGCCUUUUCUAUUGUGUUGAUUGUCCCUUUAAAGGGUAGUUGUCUUGACUAACCUUUACUCUCCAUUCCCCUGCCGCUAUCUCAUUAAAGAGGUCGGUGUUACACUUCUGCACGCACCUCUCCUCUGUUUUUUGCUGAUUUGCCGAUACUUCCCCAAGCAGGGCAAACUUUCUCCAUAAAGCUGACUUCAUUGCCAGCGUGCAGGCGUCGGAGUGAUUUAACUCCUAAAUGGCUGAUAAUUGAGCAGUGAGAUUGCAGGGGCAUGAGCUAUACACCAAAACGGCUUCUAUAAGCUAAAAGGUAAAGUUGUUUUUGUGACUAUAAUGUCCAUUUAAACAUUCUUUCCCACACACUUAAAUUUAGUUUUUAGAAUAUGCAUGCACUUAGCAGCUCUUUAAAGAAACUGAAAAUCGUGAGAGACCUUGAAACCAGACUAUUACGUGAUAUAAAAUUCCAUAGCCACCAGGGGUAGGUGCUUUUUGUUUCUAAAUAGACUUGACACACCAUCUGUCAGGAAGCCAUUAACACGAAGGUAGGUUGUACCUAUGUGUUGGAGUCCUUUCCCUCCCAAUGAAAAUGCAGUCUUAAUUCGCUCUGUUAAUAUGUGCUAUUAUUAACAAUUUCACUUAAAACCAAAAUGACAAAUGCUUAAAAUCACAUUCUUGGUGUAGUUUGAGGGUUAGAAGUUUCCAUUAGAUGUUAAUGUGCUCUAGAAUAUUUCAAAAUGUGUGCAACUGUAUGUGUAUAGCUUUUUCAUUGGCAGUGAAUUCACACAAUUACUUAUACCCUUUAUCGUUACAAAUGUCCUCGUUUUCAAUUUUGUCUAAAAUUUUAAAUCUCUUCAAUCAUGCGUAAUUAAAACAAAUAAUUAGAACAUCUGCCUUGAGAAGAAAAACAGAUAAAAUGUCGUAGAAAGGGUGUACUCUUAUAUAAGGGGCCAAGUUUACAUGUAAGUCUAGUAUUUGUAAAAACAUGUCUUUUUAUAUUUCAGUCUUUUCCUGCCUCCUAUAAGGGUUUCUAUACUCAGCUGACUUAUCUUCACUCCUACACAUUUUCCCCCAGUCUUGCCAGACUGCAUUUGCAUCAGUUAUUAAAAUGGCAAGAUGUGUCCACUUGCUUAUUGAAUAAGACUCCACAGGUAGAUCCCAGAUAGCUUGAUUUGUUCAGGUGCAUUAAAAGGCAUUUGAUUUGUUCAUCCUAGCUGAAAAGUAUGUGUGUGCAAGUCUAAACAAAAUGUGUGUAUUGUUUAAACUCCAACUUGGACUAGUCAAAAUAUUUAAAAACUACAGGGUUUUACUUAUGAAGAUAUUAAUUUCUCUGCAAUAGGAUUUGAUGAUCUUUUUAAUUAGAGGUGAUUUGAAAUGCUGCAAGGCUACAUUGAGUAAAAUGUUGCAAUCUGCAUUUAAUUCAAUACUUCUCUGUACAUUUUUACAAGUAUUCUUCAUUACAAUGGUGAUAUAGCAAACACUAAACUCUAAUUUGGUUAAUAUACCAAAUCUGAUUAGCUCAUUUUAGCAUGGUCAAUAAAUAACACUUAUGUUUGACCGGCCCUUUUCUGUAAAGGUGCACUAAUUGAUUCUUUAGGGAUCAAAGACAUUGUUAAAAUCUGCACAAGUGAUUUUGUUUGCACAUCCUCAGCCCUAUUUACAUCUUGCAAAAAAAAAAUCACAGUUUGAACUAAAAUUUCUUAUGGGAUUUUUUUCUCAGAUUGUAUUUACAUCUUGUUUGUAAUGAGCAAAAGUCAAGUUUUGAUUCUAAAUAUAUACCAAUUACAAAACACAGCCCAGAAUCACUAAGUAUGCUAUUUAUUAAACUUUUGAUCACAUUUUUCAAGUACUUAUAGAAGUCCUAAGAGUAUAUCAGCAUCCAGCUCACGUUGGGUGCAGUUAGUACCCAGCCACAUCUUCAGCAAGAGAGGAAGAGGAGAGAGUGGAUAUACACAUAUACAACUGGAUGCAGCUCAUUAAUGACACCCCCCACACCCCAAAGUCAUACCCUAGCACAGCUUUAAUCCCAGACAACUUUAAACAUCCAUCAGCACCAGCUAUUUAACAUACCUUCCAAAAAGUUGAGGUAUUUACUACAAGAUGUAAAUCGAAGUAUGUGAAAGAACCUCGUAGAACUCAAAAAGUACUCAGAAGUGCAAUAAUGGUUGUGAUCAGGGCAUCUAGAUCUGGUCAUUCCAUGCUUGUGUGAGAGCUGUAAAGGUCUGAUUUCAGUAACUGCACAGCAUAUCGUUGGUCCUGCAUAGACAGAAUUUUAUUUUAACAAGUUCAAAUGAAGUAUUGUGUUAAGUUUUAUCGGCAUUGUUUUCUGUUGUAAUGAAGACCACCUCUUAUGGUUGAUUUCAGGCAAAACAUAGACUUUUGCAAAAGUCUAUUUUAAUUAGCAUUAGCAGAAUACCAAGUUUCCCAGUCCAGACUGACGUGACUACUAGACUUGGGAAAAUAUUUAUGUGAGCAUGUUCAUUUGCAGAUCAUCCCUUUUGAUUGUCAAACUAAUCGAUACCAAACAGUUUUACUUGUACAGGUAAGGUCGAUGUUUGUAGAUUCGGAAUUGAGUUGAAAUUUUUGAAUAAUUUUAAAAUUGGUUAACUCAGCCCAUAUAAUAAUGUGAUCUAUAAACACAUUUAGUGCAUUCCCUUUAUUUUCCAUUGUAUUGCUCGCAAUAUAUAGAUGUAAUGCUGCAGGUUUUCUGUGUCUCCAGCCAAAUAUAGCAUUUAUGAUUCUGGCUGCUUGCUCCUUGACUGGGGUCCUGUAGUUUGGGUUAUGUUUUCUCACCCUUAUUGCACUUCAGCCUGGAUUUUGGAAAGUAAAUCAGUUAAUUUUACAGUAGAACGACUUUAAAUGUUCUUUAUAUCCAGAUAUUUUGUGCCUGUUACAUCUAGAUUUUGUGUAGGCAACCUUCCGCAUUUCAUAUAAUGCUGGCAAUGCAUCAGGGGAGAUGUAGUCCUCUGGAGUGUUAGAGGAUGCCUACCCCUGUGUUAGACUAUAUUGGUAUUAGAGUGAUUGUUUAAGCUUAUUCAGCUUAAAACGGAACAUCCUCUCCCCCUCUCUCUCUCCCCCCCUCCUUUCUUUGCGUGGAGGAAGGGGACAGCCCAAACUAACCCCCUACCAUUUCUUGAUUUCCUUUUCAUGCUGGUAGGACUGAUCAAUAAAUAUCUAUGGUCUCAAAAAGUAUAUAUAAAACAAAUAUAUAUAUAUAUAUAUAUAUAUAUAUAUAUAUAUAUAUGCAACCCUCACCCAAGUAGGGAUAAAAUUAAACUUAUAUGUACUAUUGUAAGUAGUAUCAUUACAGUAUAGUCUAUUUUCAUCCACCAUGGAUGAAUCAAGAGUAAAUGACACAAAUUGUAUAUUCUCAUUAGUGGCAGUGCUAAUCUAUACUUUUAGUUUUACAUUUCUAUAGAGCCAACGUAUUCUACAGCACUUUGCAAUAUUAGUUUAAACCACUUAAACAUUUAGCCAAAGCCGUUGAUUUACAGCCAUGAAAACAAUUAUUCCCUUGUGCCAUGCCCCCUGCUUAUAUGGCCUGUCCCUUUUUUGUUUGUGUCCUCCAUUUUUUGGUUGUGAAGUGAUUCCUGGAGUUUCUGUGCCUUUGGGGCAUUUCCAAAUCCACAUGCAAACAGCAUGCCAGGUGUCCAUUCUAACCAUAAUUCUAUAUUUUAUUUAUAUGGAGUUGCUAUAAAAACAUUCAGCAUCCAUAUGAAAAAAGUGAAAGCUCAAUUGUAUUCGCUGAACAAAAUCACAUUCUAAAUCUUUAGCAACGUGUUCGUAACCAGGAGUGCAGAAACCGCUUCAGCUUUUCAAGUGUAGGGUCAGUCCAAUAUCUAUCAAACCACAUCUGCCAUAUCUUUAAAUGUUUCAGCUCAUCAGCAUAAUACAUAGAUUGAUUAAAUAAUGUGUUUCCAUUGGAACACAUACUGUGCUUGCAUAGUGAAUUUGUAAUAUCUCCAUUGUUCCCCCUUGGCAGGUGCAAUGAAAUUAAUUGUUGGUUAAAUGAAAGCUCCCCCAUCAGGAGUGGCAGAAGUUCUUGGGCACAGUUUUACCUUAAAGGGACACUAUAGUCACUAAAACAACUUUAGCUUCAAGAGAUCCUAUAGUGCCAGGAAAAAAAAUAUAGUUUUCCUGUCACUAUAGGCUCUUGGAGAGACACCCUCACUCAGCGCUGAAGGGGUUAAAACUUAACAAUCCAGCAGCCGGCUCCCUUGGCACUGGUAAUGUCUCCUCCCCUGCCGACAUCGGUGGAGCCGAAUGCACAUGCACGGCCAGAGGCAUGCGCAUUCAAACCUGCCCAUAGGAAAGCAUUACUCAUUGCUUUCCUAUGGGGAUCUUAUUUGACGCUGGACUCGUGAAGACGUCCAGUGUCAAAGAAGUGCGAUCGAUUUACUCAGUGUAAAUCGUGGAAGCGGUCUCUAGUGCUUGUCAGGGAGACAGCCAGUAGAGGCUGGAUUAACCCUGCAGUGUCUCUAAAACUGCUAUGUUUUCAGCUGCAGGAUUAAAACUAGGGGGACCUGGCACCCACACUGCUUUAUAGAGUUGUAGUGGUCUGGGUGCCUAUAUUGGUCCUUUAAUGAAGCAGUUUGGUAUAUAAAUCAUGCCCCUGCAGUCUCACUGCUCAAUUCUCUGCCAUUUCGGAGUUAAAUCCCUUUGUUUAUACAGCCCUAGUCACACCUCCCUGCAUGCGACUUACACAGCCUUCCUAAACACUUCCGGUACAGAGUCAUCUAAUGUUUACACACUUCAUUAAUUGCAAAUUCUGUUUAAUCUAGAAUGUAUAUCCUGAACUUUUAAUAGCUUGCUCCUGUAUGUAAUUAAAGUUCAAUUUGCAGAACAGGAGAAAAAAUGGUUUAAUUUCCAAUCAGAUGUAACUUACUUUGAAAGUUUUUGUUUUCAUGGAAGCUGCGUCAGUCACAGCCAGGGAAGGUGUGGCUAGGGCUGCAUUGAUAAACUAAAGUGGUUUAACUCCUGAAGUCUCACUACUCAAUUCUCUGCCAUUUAGAAGCAUGAUCUAUACACAAAAACUGCUUCAUUAAGAUGUUUUAGUGACGAUAGUGUCCCUUUAAGGGGCUAAAUACUUUAACCCUUAGUUAUCUCCCCCCAGCACUCCACAGUACAGAAAGGAUGUAACAGACAUCCUAUCACUGGCUGUGCAUUGUGAGUGACAAUACAUAACACUCUACGUCCGCCAGGGAAGAAAAGAGAAUAGGUGCAUGGACGGACAACUUCACGAUUAAACUAUUUGAAAGCGGUUUAAUUUCUGAAAGUAAAAUGGCUCCCAGUGAUUCCAGCAACCAUUACCUAAAGUCAAUUAACAAAAUUGGCAUUUAGUAGUGGGUGCCUUUUUCAUAAAGGAGUGGUAAUCGCUACAAACUACAUACAGAAACAAGUGUUAAUAAUUAUAAAAAAAUUAAACCCCCAAAACACCGCCACCAUAUCUGGCGAUGAUAUGAUGUAAGACUCCUGGUCAUUUUUUCUGUACAUAUUUUGUGUUGCGAACUAUGAAUGGAGGGCCACCCCUCCUUAUUUUUAUUUAUUUUUUUAAAACUGUGGAUGGUAUUUAAAAUGCAAUAAACAUGAAGCCGAUCCGUGUCUGGAUUACCUGCUAUGUGAUAUUAUCUUUUGGGUUUAAAGGACAUUCAAAGACAAAACUACUUUAUUUGUUCAAUUAAGUAUAAAGUGUCUGAAAAAUGACAGCGAUAACUAUGCAGUCUUCAUUUGUAUGUUAAAGAUUAUUUUGUGUACGUGUACAUUCUCUAUCAAUUCAGAGGUUAUCAUUUAUCUCAUGUUUUUUACCAGUUGUGUGACAGGGCUAUGUGCUUAUCACUGGCAUAUAAACAUUUAAUCUACCUGUGAACUUUUGUAAAUAUUCAUUAAUGAAUGCAAAACCCACCUCAAGUUGACACUUGGAUUCCAGCACAAAGGAUGUGAAGAAAGUUCUGGGCAAACUGGGGGUCUCGACUUUUCGAUGAGUCUAAAGUGGAAUCACAAAGUAUUUGAGCCACGCAAACGUAGCAUGGGGGUACAUGCAGAAGCACCCAGGUCGACUAUUAAAGAGGAGAAAUUUACUCAUUACUACUUUACAAAGGCAGACCGUCCACUUAAGGACACAUUUGAUGGUCAACCAAACCUGCUCCAAAAAGUUACUUCAAAUACUAUGCUAAACUCAUGGCCAAUAUAAGAGAUGUCUCCAACAGUAGAAUUUUCUUUCCCAGAAGAAGAAUCUUGCCUAACAUAACAAAUGCAAGCAGACAAGAAAGUAUGAAGUGGAAUUGUGAUGUUUUCUUGAUUGGCUCUGAGAAGAUUAACAUCAGAGUGUACGGAUUGAAGAAAAAGAUACAUUAGGAAGACAAGGUGGCACAGCCUCCCCCCCCAAAAAGGUGUCGACAGAGAGCUGUCGUUGGGUUUUUAUUGUGUGGCAAUAAGUUUCUCUCUAUUUUAAUGUUCCUGAAGUCACCAUCUACCUGUUACGGUUUAUCCUAGUUGUCGUCUCCCGCCCAAAUAAUGUAUCCUUUCUGUCUUUCUUCAGACACAAAGACUUGCCCAUUUCUUCUUUUCUAUUUCAUGCUUGCUCACCCAUUUUAUUCUUGCUUGCUUCCUUUCUCUGGCUACCGAGUCCUCUCACCAUUGUGCUUCUCAAUCUCACACCUACUUUGACAGAAGUUCCCACCACCUAAUCGGUCAUGUCACCCAGUCCCUCCUCACCUGUCUGCUGCAGAAAAAUGUCUAACAAAUCUAAGCCUUUGUGAAUUGCCAAUGGUUAUGUAGAUAGAAUACAAUUCAGGUCAUGCUUUCCAUUUGUUGGGUUUUUGUUUGGAUGGGAAGAUGGUGGUAAACCCCUUGUAUGCUGUGUCUACUCUUGCAUAACAGGAAGUCACUAAGCCUACUCAAAGUAAAUAUGCUUCAAACACCACCCCCUCCCCAAAUUUGGCUGAUUUAUUUAUUGUAUUUAUAUUUUCACAAUGUUUCCUAUUUGGGGAAGAUGUAGAUUCUUGCUGUGCAGAAUAUGCUUAUGGCGAGAGGCAAAACGCUUUCAGUGCUUUUUCAGCACUAUGAAAAUAAAAUAGGACGUGAGCCGCUUUCUGUAUCUACACAAUAUUUAAAACCCUUUUUUUUUUUUUUUGUAGGUUAAAAAGCAAACAAAAUUUUAAGUGUUUUGUAACAGGAAAAGAUUUUAUCCAGAGCCUCAUUCCAACGAAUACGUAUUUAAUGUAAUUCUAAUAUUAUAAGCCACUAAACUGCUAACCGUGCACUUUGCAAAGAAAUUGUUUAAAAUCAAUUCAGUGUUUUAUAUUUAAAUUUCAGAUUUUACAGAAAAGUUUUAAUUUACAGGAUAUGGUUCCGGUUAACCUAUCUUAUACAUCAGUUAAUGAUUUCUGCUUGUUCUUAUGCUAACUGACCUCUGUUAUCACUUCUAAAUAAAAUCAAUUUGCAGGACAUUAUUGUUGUUGUGUGAAUGCUAUCUUUAACAAAAAAUUGUCAUGAAAAGCAUAUUUUAAAGGGAAACUAGAGUGAGCUCCCUACAGUAUCUU
Messenger RNA from Pelobates cultripes (western spadefoot toad), 53897 nucleotides. The record is from the annotation of a GenBank genome assembly. NCBI's taxonomy places the organism in Eukaryota, Metazoa, Chordata, Amphibia, Anura, Pelobatidae.